CGAGAAGCCAGCCAUCUUGCUGCGGUUGCUGUGUAGUAGACUAUCUAUCCGCCCUGUGGGUUGCGGAAGCAGUUAUCCGGCUGGGCCUUGGGUACCUUUAAAGGAAAAGCCCGACUGAUGCGUAAAAAGGUCAGAGAGAGGAGAGGGGGGGGGAGAACAGCUCGUGUAUUGCUGGGAUAAAGGAGUUAGGAAUAUAAAGGAGGGGGGGAUGUUUAAGGAAGCUAAACAAAGUGACAGACAGGGUUAUGGGAAUUUGUUUGUGGUACCCCUAGGUGAGUAAGGUUAGUCAUACUGGAGUUUACUUGUGUGGUGUGGCAGUGUAUGGUGUUUGGUAGAGAUGGUGGGGGGUGCAUCCAGAGGAGGGUGUUAUCAUAUCCCCAUUUGGGGUAGCAGGUGGUGACCUGGUUCAUGAGAGAGAGGGUGAGGUAGAUGUAACAAUAUCCCGACAACAGGGAGGCGGGUGAUGCUAUAUCCCUUGGUGAGGUAGAGGUGGUUGACACCAUAACAUACAGUCCAGGGGUCGGCAACCUUCCGCGCCCCAGAUGUUGUGGUCUACAUCCGCCAUAAUGCUCUUACACCCAUAGUGCUGGUAAAAAUAUUAUGGGAGGUGUAGUCCAAAACAUCUGGAGUGCUGAAGGUUGCCUAUACAUGCCAUACACCUUAUAGAGAGCCGGGCGCAGGCGUACCCCGCGGGACUGGGGAGCCGGGCGCAGGCUUUCCCCUGGGACAGGGAGUCAUGUGAUGCCAUGUUCAUUUUGAAGGGGACAGGUGGGUGACACUGUGUUUAUUUUUGAGGAGGAAGACUGUGGCACACAGUACGUGUGCUUUUAUACUCCACCUUAGAUUACUUUCUAAAACAUACAUUUAUUAAUGAGUAUAUAUUGCAGUCGCUGAGAAUUCAAAGUGAGUUAUAUUUAAGACUAAACUGAAAACAUUGACUAGGAGAAUUUUUCUGCCUUUAUUUUGAAAUUCACUUUAAAUUCUCCUUUAUUUCCCAGAAGUUAAAUAACCGUGGCUAAUUAUCAUUUGCUGAAACACUCUUUUUUUAAAGUGAGUGUUUUUCAUUGUUGUGUUUACUGUUUUUACAGAUAAACCUGUGCUGAGCAGGAGUUUAUUGUAAGUUAGCAUUCAAGUACACUGAGGCUGCUAUCAGUUUUAUAGAUGGCUUUAUACUCAUUUAUGCAAUUGGAGCUGUCGAGCAUGACGUCAGCUCAUGUCCCUUCAAAAAAAAAAAGAAAGGCAGGGAGACAGGUGACUAGUGUUUAAAAAAAAUAAAAAUAAUACAUUAACUUUUAGUUUUCAUCUUGUGCAAAAAUCUCAGUCACCGUUAAUCUUUCAGUUCAUCCAAUAAUCAUAUCCACUUCGUAAGCGGUUUCCUUUAGAGCAUUUCCUGGCAAGGGAUGCAAAAAGACUGAGGAAAUUAUGGGCACAGUUUAAUGGUAUAACCCUUGAAAAAUGGGUAGUUCUGGUCCUUACAUUCAAGAGAAUUGCCAAAUGUACAAUUCCUUAUAAAGUGGCUUUCAGCUGCUAAGUUAAAUUUGGUUAAAAUGCUGGAAUGUUGAAUGUGUUUAGUUGUUUUAUUAAACAUUUGCCAAACAUGCUAAAUAUUGGAUAAACAUACUAUAAUUUGAAGCUGCAUAGCAGUCUUUUGCUUCUGUAAACAAAGGGCUAACAUUCCUAAAAUAGAUCAUGUAGUUUUGGUUCUUGAUGAAAAGGUGACUUACAAAGUCACCCAGGACAGUUUUUUUGCAGUGUUUUUUGUUUAUUCCCUUGGUGUGUUAAUGUAUCCACUAAAAAUAAUACUGAGAAUUGAAAGAACUUCAGAGACACAAAAACUAUAUAAUGUAAUUGUUUAGGUGAAAAGCUUGCAAAGUACAUUACUGUAUACUUUUGAAAAAAAUAACUGCAGGAACAGCAAUAUUUUCAUGUCAGGGUUAGCUGUCAUAAUGACCACUACUAUUUCAAUCAGAUGGUCUUAGCAAGACCAUCUGUUUAGCACAGCCUAGCAUUUUACUGCGCAUGUGCAAUUGCCUCCCAAUGCUUUCUUAUGGGUAAUCAUAGGAUUGGCUUGAGAUCAUGAAGCUUGAUGAUAUCCGACAAAAAGGAGAAUGGAGGUAAAUGGGAGAAAAUGCAAUUCAAAUCACAUUUUAUCCCUGUCAGUGAGGACCUAAAAGUGCUAAAUAUCAGUAAUUCAGAGUGAAUUACUAAUUAAAGGCCAAAAUAGCCAAAUCUAAAAUAUUCUUUGUCAACUGUGCAUCUAGUUUGACUACUUGAUCUUAAUUUGACCUUAAAGGGACACUCAACAUUUCUAAUGCACAAGUGAGACAACUUAUCAUUCAGACAUCCGGUCCUCCUAUUUCCAGGUUGUUUAGAUCUGUGAAGCUAAAUUCAAGAUGUAGUCAGUUGCCCAGAGUACCUGCUUUGCAAAGUCUUUUCAUUGAGCUGCAUUGGAAAGAAGUCUGUCUGGAGAAGAAGGGUGGCUUGCAAAGGCUUCAGACAAGAUAUUUGCAGCUUAUGCAAGCUCUUUUUAUAUUUACAUCUAAUGGAAAAAAAUGCAUUAUGAAAUGUAGGGAUAUUUUCAUUGGGGUUAUAGCUAUAAAACAGUGAUCUUUAUAUAUUUUUAUUUUUUUGAAAGGAUGAUCAAAUAUGGUGCAGUUCAGAGAAGAGUGAGGCAGGAAUGCAAAUAUAAUAGUCAUAGCCUUUUCUAUUGAUUGUGUAAAAAUUCCAACUGGGUUUAACGAACCAAGACACAUUAAUUCACAUGCAGACUCACAAAAUUAUCAGUACUGCAUGCAAUACUGCAGUAGUAAUACGAAAGAGAGUUCAAUACAUUGAUACAAUAACAUUUGCUGAAAAUCUCCUCUAAAGAAUGUUGGAUACUGUGAUUAAUAGGGGGGUGACUUGUUCCCUCCGGUGUGACAAUCACAUUAAUCAUAUUAAAAUAUAUUAGUAGGUGGAAAUGUUUAUUUAUAUUAAAAGAACACUCCAGGCACCAAAACAGCCUCAUCUAAAUGAAGCCCCCGGGUGCAUUCUUACCUUUCAUGGGUUAAACUGUUCUCGAACGGUUUAACCCUGAAUUUGCCUCCAGCGCUGAUCUCAGCUCCCACCUAGACUAGGGGUAGAUUAACUAUCCGUUCCACCGAUUUUAUUAGAGCUGAUAUUGAGCAUUUUACCGAUAAUCAGUAUCUGCCUUGUAAUUUACUAAUAUUACAAAUAACUUACCUCAUGCCGUCAUCCACAUCUAGAAACUAUCUACCAGCCAGCGAGGUACCAUGUUGCAACCUCACAUCACCCCUCCCUGUGAGUUCCCACAUACACUCAGUGUCUACCUGAGAGUGAUAGUGUGUUUGCUGUCAGCAUGUAGAGUUAAAGGGACGCAAUAGGUAGCCAGACCACUUCAACUCAUUGAAGGGGUCUGGGUGCACUGUCCCAGCACCCUUAAACGGGCACUAUAGUGCCAGGAGAACAAACAUGUUUUCCUGGCACUGUAGGGUUAUUAGGUCCCCUCCUCUCCUGCUGGGCUGAAGCGGAUAAAACCCCUUUAACCACUUGCCUUAAUCCAGCGCCGGGCUCCCUCGGCGCCCGUGACCUCUCUUCCUCCUGCCGAUGUCGGCUCUGAAUGCGCAUGCGCGGCCAGAGCCACAGUGCCCUGUUUUGUUAAAACAUUUAAGCUGUUUGACACAAAUCUGUUUUAUUUGUGUAUGGACCAUGCUUCUGAAGUUUCACUGCUCAAUUCACUGCCAUUUAGGAGUUAAAUCACAUUUGUUUAUGUAGCCCUAGCCACACCUCCCUGGCUGUGACUGACACGGCCUGCAUAAAAACAAAAUGGUUUCAUUUUCAAUCAGAUGUCACUUUAAAAAAAUUUUAUCUCUGUAAAUUGAACUUUAAUCCCUAACAGGAGGCUCCUGCAAGGUCUAGCAAGCUAUUAACAGAGCAGGAGAUAAGACAGUCUAAAGUAAACUAUUUCCAAUAAAGGAAAUUUUCAACCUUGGAUGACUCUUUACAGGAAGUUUUUAGGAAGACUGUGUAAGUCACGUGCAAGGAGAUGUACCUAGGGCUGCAUAAACAAAGGCAUUUUACUCCUAAAUGGCAGAGAAUUGAGCAGUGAGACUGCAGGGACAUGAUCUAUACACCAAAUAUACUUCAUUAAGCUAAAUUUGUUUAGAUGACUGCAGUGUCCCUUUUAAGAUUAAUGCUUAUGCACCAAUAGUAACACCAAGCUUAAGAUUGCCGUUCUUUCUCCUGUAGAACAGUGGCUACUUAGAUAGACCAUCUCAUAUAGGCUGUGGUUCAAAUGUAAGUCUGUAUUGUGAUUAUGCAUAUGUGGAAUUCUUAAUCCUACAGUGUUUGUGCAUUAAAGGGCUCCCCAGAAGUAUAUGGAAAUCACAUGCACCCAGUGUUAAUCACGUCUUUUGGAAUACCCUCCUUGUAGAUCUCAUAUGCAUCACGUAAAUUUAGGCAAAAUUACCAUAGAAUGUUUGUUUGAAAAUGCCACAAAGCCUUUUUUCUGCCCUGUCCAGGUAACCACCGUUCCUUCAACUUUGAACUUGUAAACUAUGCUUCCAACGGUAUCUCUAUGAAUAUUCAGUGCCUCCGUUAUCUUUUUGUAUCCUGUUCUUUGUUUGUGAAGGAAAUUGUUUUUUCUUAACUUUGUGGGCCAUUCUUUUGACUGAGCCAUAUUUCUAACAUUCAGUCAAACGUGACCCUCAACAAACUUCUAGUCAGGUAUUUUAAGUGUUCCAGCUUAAGCACAUGAGGUGAAAACAAUCAAAGGCGUCAUUAGGUGCAUCAGGUGUGCUUGGCACAACACCCGUUUUGAUUAUUUGUGCUGUUGUCAUGGAUUCUCUUUAGGGGGCAGAAUAGUUGUGAGAAGUCAUUAUAAGAGGCAUUUUCAAUUGGAUUUGGGGAAACCACUUGAAGCAUUUUUUUUGUGUGGUAUUAAACUAGUUCAAUUGCUUUUGUUUGAUUUUGUUAAUUGCAAACAGCUGAAAGUCAGAAUUUUGACAAUCCUGAUUUUCAAUGGUGGUUGAAUAAUUUUGAUUGUGUGUAUAUGUUUCAGUGUUCUGAGUGCUUAUCACUUUGCCACCUCACCCUUUUUAUGCAAAAGGUUACAACUGUUUAAUUGUUCCAGACUUUUGCCAUCUUCUAAGCAGUUCUUCUCUUUUCAGACAUCGAGCUGCAAGAAGCACUCAUAAUGUACUCUGAGUGGAGGACUCUGCACCUCGUCAUAAAAAAUGACCAGGGUAACACCAGUGUGCUUCACUGCUAUCCUGAGAACGUGGGCCGAGAAGUUGCAAAUUCAGUGGUUCGACCACUGGGACAAGUACUUAAUACUCCCUCGAGCAUCGGGAAUGAAAGCAUUUUAAAAAACGACAAGGAGGUAAGCUCCUCAGCUGCAGCUUCUUUUGUUAGUUAAAAAUAUGAUCUGGGAAAAGGACUCCUCCCAUUAAUUCUGUGUUUGGAUAUUGUUCUAUUAAUAUCUAUGAAUAUGUAGAAGAGGUUUUUCCUGUUAUAUAUGUAAGUCCAGAUUUUCUUCUUUAAAAAAGAUUGUUUUUAUGUAUAAACAGGAAAUAAUGGUCCAGUUGUUGCUUAUGUCAUUGAGACAGAAUUCAACUGCAUUGGAAUGCUCAUAAUUCUGAUUUAUAUGAGAUUAGAAGUCAACGAAAUUGAGAGUGAUCCUAUCUUUUGUGCUCUGUUAAAGUAAACCAUGUCAUGACAGGUUUACGUAUAUAGCCCCCCUUCCCAUAAACAUUGAAUAUUUAGUUUUACCUAUUGCCUUCUCUCCUGUACCAUGAUCAUAUUGUCAAUUUGUGGGUGUAACACAAGUCCCAGCUUCUGUCUUUCCUUUGCUUCUGCAAGCAGGGCUAUUCUACCGGGUAACACAUUGCCAGCAGACCAGUGUCAGAAUGGAGACUCAGUUGUCCGAGUAAUAUCACAGCAGCUACAGAGCUUGCACUCUAGUUGCUCUACAGAAGAGCAGGAGAAUAGCCCGUAGAAGGGUUCUCAUUCUCCUGUCACUUACGUGUUAGUGCAGAGGUGUAGACCUCUAUGCCAGCAAGUGAUUGACAGGUGGGGAAGGGACCAUAUUUUUAAAGUGGCCCUGUCAACUAUGUCCCCACCCCCUCCAAAAUUUGUAUUUUAUAAAAAUAAAUAAUAUACAUUUUUUAAAUCAAUAUAUAUUGACAUAAAUGUCUCUGCUUGACAGAAAGGCAGCAUCAAGCCUUGUCGAAGCUUGUCAAGUGACUAGUGACGGUUGAGGGGUAAAGGCUCUGUCUAUGGUGGAUCUUGCCGGUGCAUGUCCCUUUAACAGAUAACUCUAAUUUCCUAUGUUCAGGUAGAGGUAAUAUGUGCAAUAGCAUUUUACUUGGCCAAUACAGAUUUAUUUUUUAUUUAUUUUUCAUAUUUUAGAGUUGCAGUUCUUGAAAGAAUGAAUGUCAUUCGCAACUUGAUACAAUCCAUAUAGAUCUAAUUACUGGUCUUUUGUGAAAAAGCAUAGCCAUAUUUUGUUUCUUUAUGUGACUUGGUUUUAUUUUUUCGUGGAAUAGUCCCCAGAGAACCUGACGCACCUAUACAUGAGGGGUAUCACUAUACUCAGGAGAUGUUUCGGAACACAUAUUGGGGUGUUCUUUGGCAGUAACCCUUAAAGGAUCACUAAAGUGUCAGGAAGGGGCUGACGGGGUUAAAACUCCUUCAGCAGCUUACCUUAAUCCAGCGCCGGGUUCCCUCGGCGCUGGUGAAGUGUCCUCCCCCGCCGAUGUCAGCUCCCGAGUGGAGCGGAAUGCGCAUGCGCGGCAAGGGCCACGCGCACAUUUAAACAGUCCAAAGGAAACCAAUGCUCAAUGCUUUCCUAUGGACGUUCUGCACGCUGAAUGCGAAUUUCGCAUCCAGCAUCGCAGAUGCGCCUCUAGCGGCUGUCAGGAAGACAGCCACUAGAGGCUGGAUUAACCCUGCAAUGUAAACUGCUAUGUUUAAAUCUGAAGGGUUAAAACCUGAGGGACCUGGCACCCAGACCACGUCAUUGAGUCUGGGUGACUAUAGUGUCCCUUUAAAGUUCUCCGUAUACGUAUUCUUAAAUUGCUAUGUGUGACAAUUUUUAUUUUUAUUUUUUUAUUUAAUUUUUUUUUUAUUUAAUUUUUUUUUUGGCAUAGAUUGGUGGUAAAAUGGUUGCAUGAAAAGUGUAAAAAUAUCCCACGUUGAAUACCUUAGGUUGUCUUCUUUUAAAAAAAUAAAGUUGUGUGUGUGUGUGUGUGUAUGUAUGUAUAUAUGUAUAAACUAACAUACAUACAUACAUACAUACAUGUAAAGGGUUUUUCAGGGAUUACUGACAGAUAUCAGUGUUACAAUGAAACUUGCGGUCAUUUUGAAAAAAUAAUGGUUUGGAAAUGGCAAAUUUCUACUUGUACUUAUAGCCCUAUAUAACUUUCCCAAAAAAGCUAAGAACAUGUUAACAUUGGGCAUUUCUAAACUCAGGAAAAAAAAUUGAAAAUAUUUAGCAUAUAUUUAGCAUGGGUAUUUUUUGGCGGUUGUAGAUGCGUAACAGAUUUUGGGGGUCAACGUUAGAAAAGGUGGUGUUCUUUUUUUUUUUCCAUCAUAUUAAAUGUUUUUACAAUAAAUUAUGAUAUAAUGAUCUCUUUAGAAAGACUAUUUAAUGGCGAGAAAAAUGGUAUAUAAUAUGUGUGGGUACAGUAAAUGAGUGAAAAUUACAGCUAAACACAAACACCGCAGAAAUGUAAAAAGAGCCCUGGUCCUUCACGGUAAGAAAUUUGAAAAACAGUCUGGUCACUAAGGGGUUAAAUAAUGCAUUACACUUUAACUAAACCCAUUAGAUUUUAUACAGUAGAUUUAGUUGGCUAAAACAAUUUGACUUAAGCUGAAUGGCAUUUAAGUCAAAAGACUAAAGCAAAAUCAAAAUUUGCUGUCAAAAUUUAACCCUAUGACACCGUAAACUGGAAAAACCUGAAUAGCAUCACAUUAAUAAAGUAAUUUCAACAGAAGUUUUGGAACUAGGACUUUCAUGCAACUGCCAUGGUUUGACUUCUUUCCUCGUGUAUGAUGGCUGCUGCUCCUUGCCUGCACUACCUCAGCCAGAGAGCUGGACUUUCUCUGACUCUCUCAGCUGAUGAGUUAACCAUCAAGAGAGCUAAUGGAAGUAGCUUUGGGCUCUCCAGGCUGAGAGUGGGAUCAGCACCUGGCAUACCCUACAUAAGUCUAAACGUUCUAAAACAGUUUGAAUACUGGCAUUGGAAGUGAAGCGGCCAGGGAGCUAUAGUGGCGAUGGAGCUUGCGGUGUUCAUUUAGAAGCACAUGUGAAAUGUACCAAGCUGUGACAUCUCUCCCAUUUACUCAUCAAUUAAAGAGAGUGUGAGCAUGAGCUUGUAGUGUAUGUUUGUUAUAUUACAGAUAAUACCUGAAUUGAAAACACUUUGUUUUUCAUAUGCAAUUUCUAGUAAUUGUUUGUGUCAAACCUACUAGGUAAAAUGGACCAUGGAGGUGAUAUGUUAUGGGCUCACAUUGCCACUGGAAGGGGAUACUGUAAAGUUUUGUGUCGAUGUUUACACUGAUUGGAUGCUGGCCCUCGUGUCUCCAAAGGAUUCCAUUCCGCAGCCAGUUGUCAGAGAGCCCAACAUGUAUGUCCAAAUCAUUCUCAAACAUCUACAGAAUGUCUUUGUUCCAAGGUAAGAAAUUGCAUUUGUAGCUGACAGAUGAAACCUAUAUUUUAAUUUUAUCAUCACUCGUUCAGUAUGCUCUAGCAGUGUACAUAUCGGUUUUAUUUGCAUUAAAAGAAAGUAUGAGCAGCUAGCAGAUAUAUCAUGGUAGAACUGUGGGAAUUCCUGAUGAUCCUACAUUUUAUUUUUCUCUCCACUUCAUAAUAUUGAAAUCAUUUUAUAUUUUGUAAACCAAUGUAAGUAGGAGAUAUUGAGAGGGGGGUGGGUGGAUAGUAAAAAUAAAACCAGCAAAAAGCCCAUUAAUCCUCUUUGACCAUUCUCAUCAAGAAUAUAUAUAUUGGGGUUUUUUUUUUUUUUUAGAUCCUGGAUGAGAAUGCUCAAAAAGGGUUUGAGGUUUUUGUCUUUUUGCGUUUUUUUUCACUUAACCUCCCCUCCCCCUGCCCCCAAAAAAGUUCCUAGUGCUACAACCAGCUCCUUGUAUGUCACAGCUCCAGGAGAGUGAAAAUGUAUUCUCCUACGUAAUUGGCAGUCAGUUGAGUAGAAAAUCAGAAGCACUAUAUAAAAAAAAAAAAAAAUUCAACAAAAAUGUUUAAAAUAGGAUCUUGUCUGUGUAUACUGAAGAUAAAGCUGUGAGUUCAGUGGCUCCUGUCUGACUUGCAGUGAAGGAGUCAAGUGUAUACGUCUUACAUUAACACUGCUAAUGUAAACCAUGCAGCUUGCUCGCUGAAUACUGACUUCUUUCAAAAAUGGUUCUUUCUUCACCUUUUAAGUACAAUAAUUCUAGAAAACCUUAUAUAAUACUCGAGGAAUAAGCUAUAUUAUUGUAUAUCUGUCUAUAUAUCUAUUGCUGUAUCCUAUAUAACUUUUGGGCAUUGGAGUUACUAAAUAACCUCAAUUUAUUUAACCCAUUAAGGACACAUGACAUGUGUGACAUGUCAUGAUUCCCUUUUAUUCCAGAAGUUUGGUCCUUAAGGGGUUAAAUAUGCAUAGGGAUUUGGGCUAGUGCGCAGGUAACCUUUUUUUUUUUUUAAUGUAUGUAUUGCGGCUGAUGUGUGCUAUGGUCGUUGCUGCCGCCCAGGAGUUUGAGCACAGGACUUAUUUUUGUGUAUUUUAUAUAACAUUUUGCUGCACUUUCUCAAAGCAUUCACAAUUACCACAUCCAUAGGUACUACACUAAUCGUUUGUAAAUUAUAAAUACAAUUUAUAGCCAGGCUGAAAUUAUCCUUCUCACCAGGUAAGUGGCAGCACUGUCACUUUAAAGGUCAUAUCAUUGCUUUAUGCGUGGAUGAGCAGACAUUUUCUCCUUGUGCAUGUAAUUAUGACUCUGCAAAUACACUACAUGUUUAAAAAGUGUGAGAAUAUUUCUCAGAUAUGUAAAUUUUUGGUACUUUCACAUAUAUACAAACAUCAAAUCAACCUGAGACGAUUGUGGAAUGCCUUUCAUAUGGCAUCAGGAAAAGCAUUCAUUUACUUAAAGUAGAUACAAGACACAUGUGUAAGCAGUCCAGCAUUGUCAGCUAAAGGAAGAUCCCAAGCAGCAUAACUGAUGAUUUAACACAGUACACUGCGCAUUUACUUAGAACAGCAGAUCUAAACCUGCUCCUUCAGUGCCUAACUUCAGAAGAAGAUGCUAUACUUUAUCAUCUGCCUGUCCAAAUAUUUGUAUGCUGUAUCACCUCUAUACAGGUCAUGUAGACUCCUUCAGAGCUUACUUCAGAGCCUACUGUAAAGGAGUCUGAUCUGCAGUCCCAUCUGACUGCACAAAAAAUGUGAAUGUAGCUGUCCGGAAAACUGAUAGUUGCUUCUACAUCUGCCAUCCAUUUAUAUGUCCAUUCCAUUCAUCCCAUAUGAUAAACAGAAUAUCAACUAAAUGCUUAACUACGUAUCCCUUAGACUUCUUCUGGUUGGGAAUCUUAUAAUCCACACUAGAGAGAAAGGGCGGCGGUGGGAGGGGGAGACCACACACAGUUUUGGGGGGGGGGUUUCCCCCCAAUGACAGCAUUAUAUUCUUCUCUACUUUAUCCUAUACCCUAAAGAGAUGCACUAAUGUUCUUACUUUCUUCUUCUCUUUUAGUACUCCUCACAAGGAGCUUUAUUUUCCUCUCUCCCUUUUCAAAACAUGCUAUGUUACAUUGAUACGUUGUGCUUGAUUUGACCAUGUACAACCAAAACAGUCCAAAAUACUGUAUUGUGGUGUAAAACUCGCAAAAUAUAUGUAUAUUUGAGUGAUUGGAUAAAAUAAAGAAUAUUAUAUAUUUUUUUUUAUUAAAGUUCACUAGAACACUCCUUGCUUGCUAAAGCAUAUAUAUUGGCUAAAAAAUAAUAAUAAAAAUAGUCCUUAAAGGAUCACUAUAGGGUCAGGAACACAAACAUGUAUUCCUGACUCUAUAGUGUUAAAACCCCCAUCUAGCCCCCCUGGGCUCCUCAUGCCUCCAUAAAUAUAGCAAAAUCUUACUGUAUUCAAGCCUGAAGCUGUAGAUCUGCAGAAGUGGUGGCCUGAUCCAAUCACAAUGCUUCCCCAUAGGAUUGGCUGAGACUGACAAGGAGGCAGAUCAGGGGCAGAGCCAGCAGGAUUCAAACACAGCCAUGGCCAAUCAGCAUCUCCUCAUAGAGAUGAAUUGAAUCAAUUAAUCUCUAUGAGGAAAGUUCAGUGUCUGCAUGUAGAUGGAGGAGACACCGAAUGUUUGGAUGCAUUUUAGGCAGCAAUGACCCAGGAAGGAUCUCGAACAGCCAUCUGAGGAGUGGGCAGUGAUGUUAUCACUAGGCUGUAAUGUAAACACUGCAUUUUCUCUGAAAAGACAGUGUUUACAGCAAAAAGCCUGAAGGUAAUGAUUCUACUCACCAGAACAAUUUCAAUAAGCUGUAGUUGUUCUGGUGACUAUAGUGUACCUUUAAGGUUCAGUCAUUCGUACAUUUUUGUUACAACUUUUAAGCUAAAAAAGUUGGAAAACUCAAAUUUUUUAGUGUUUUCUGUUAAAGGAUUUCUUGAGGUGACAAUUGAAAUUGCAUGUCUUCUUCCCCUACAUGUUAAUGAUUACAUCCUUGAGUUUGUUUGUUUUAGUUUUUUUGCCAAAAAAAGCAACCUAUUGCAACUUGUUUAAACUAUGUUUAUAAUUUAAUAAGACAACCUCUUUAGGCAGAUAAUUCCACAUCUUUAUUGUUCUUACUGUAAAGAUCAUUUAACCACCUCCACUAAUGUAGGUAAAAUUCCCUUUCUUAAAGUCUAAAUGGCUGUAAUUGUCAGAACCAUUUAUACAUGAAUAGAAGCUUUUUUUUUUUUUUCAGGAAGUUGGUAACAUACGCACAUCCACUCAGAAUUAGAAUAGCGGUGUUUUAUUGUUUGAAUACUUGGUUGUUCCUUUCUUGUUUAACAUUGCUGAUACUAUUUUUGUUUGCAAAUAUUAUGCAGAUCGUAUGGUUAAUGUGUAGUUUAAAAAAAAAUGUAUGUUUAAACUCCUCUUUUACUUCUCUUAUAGGCAGGACUCGGCAGGGAGUCAAAGUAGACUUUGCCUGCAAGUUCUACGAUCUGUCCAGAAGCUGGCUAGGGAUUCAGCAAGCAUGACCCGUGAGACCUGGGAGGUUCUGCUCCUGUUUCUUUUGCAAAUAAAUGACACCCUUCUUGCUGCUCCCACGGUGACAGGUUUGCUAAGUUCAAACUAUCAUGGUUGUUUACUAAAGGGUAAAUCAUUGGGAAAUUUUAUAGGAAGACCAUAACCACUACAACCCACUGUAGUGCUUGUGGUGCCAGGACUGCCCUGGCUCCCUCCCACCGUGUGAAGCCAAACCAAUUUACCGUGGGGGUGAGUCACAUCCUUCUGUGCGGCCUGGAAGCUCCUGCACUGGUUUUGAGUGCUCCUCUCUUAAUGUUUGUGGUGGUGAAGUUUUAUGUGGCAAUGACAUUGGAUAGAGUAUUUCUGUAUUUGUGAUUCUGCUGGGUUUUAUAUAUAUAUUCUCCUAACCACUUGAAUAUCCCUAAUGCUGAAAAUGCAUUGCCUUACUGCAAAGGCAUAUAAUUGUAUAAUUUAGAAUCACAUCUUGUUCUUUUCCCUCUACCAUUUAGUACUCUCUUUAACUCCUUCAGGACUAAGGCAUGUCACUGCUGUCAUGAUAAAAAUGGAUUUGGCUAGCCCUGUUCUCAAAGGAGUUAAACCAUGAGUUCCUGUUUACACUUAGAAUAGACCUGUCCACACUUAAUCCGCAGACUACAUUGCAUUCUUUAAAAAGCAUUUAUUUUGUAGCACGUUUUUAAAGUGCUAUUUUUAAUUCCCAUGAUCCUCCAGUUUCAGGACAUGACUUAUUGUUCUAGCAUUUCCUUUUGUGAAGUAGAAUUCCACCAUUUGUUGAUUUCCUCUGCAGCCAAGGUGACCACAAUGUUAACUUGUUCCAUUUUGCCCCUUGUGGGUUUUGCUUUGGUUUGUGAAGAGACCGCAGGGUAGACAAUGUCUACAAUUUUAACCCCUUAAGGACACGUGACAUGUGUGACAUGUCAUGAUUCCCUUUAACCCCUUAAGGACCAAACUUCUGGAAUAAAAGUGAGAUUUUAUAUUGAAUUGUACUACUUAUUUUUAUAGUGUUCUAUUUUAAGCAAAUGCAUUUCUUUAGAACUAAAAAAUAAAACGUUUCAUUUCUUUCUGCCAAGAUACACAGGCUUUGGUGUGUGUGUGUUUUUUUUAGUUCCUCCCCAGCUCAGAGUGUGUGCAUGCACUAUAAACCAGGGAAAACUGUCCAAUCAAAUGCUUGAUCAUUUAACUAUGUUGUUUUUUUGUUUGUUUUUUGGGGGUGAAGAGGUUGUGUGCUUGCUUUUUUUUUUUUUUUUUUUUUUUAAUCAAAUAAGGUGGUGGGGGUUGGUUAAUAAUGGCUAAAAAUAGAUUAUGGAGAAUGGAGAGUAACCCUAUAUGUUUAAAACAAUAAUGAAGGGGGGAGAGAGAAUCCAGACUCUUGGUCACUGUGCCUAGAGGGUUAUCAACUACACCUUGCUGACUAGUCCCAAAGAAGUCUGAAAUGAUCAUCCAGGGUUGCUGUAUCACUUAUGCAGAAGGAACUUGCCAGCAUUUCGGAUCUAGACUACCUUGAUAGCUGAGAUCAGUCUAAUUUGCAAAUGGUAUAGGUUAUCUUUGUUAGGACUCAACUGAGCAAAAACGUGUUUGAGAUCUGAGUGUGGACUAACCGAAGGACAAGCUAUAGAGGUUUCUCUGUAACAAAAACGGAGAAUAUGAGAACGGACAAAAGAUUUACUUUACAGGAGUGGUAUAAAGUAUCUAUGGGGAACUUACUCGGUGAAACAACAUUGAACAGUUAUCCAGCCCAGAGAUGUUUGAGAUUCCGGCUUUCUUUUUCUCUGCUUCUUCAUCUUUGUAAAGCCGGUACAUUUACAUGUGCCCUUAAUGGCAACAUAUAUGUCAGGUUUAGAAUCUUUCCUGUUUAAUUGAUGGCUUUUUUCAGAUUUAUUAGUUUGGUAAGCUAUGGGUAGAUUCUUUUUUUUUUUUAUAUAUAUAUAUAUAUAUAUAUAUAUAUAUAUAUAUAUAUAUAUAUAUAUAUAUAUUCUUACAAUGUAUGAUAGGUUACAUUACAGAAGAAGGGGAGCAGUUACCUUGAAGAGUUUACACUAUGAAAAGCUAUUCUAGUUAAAAAUACCAGUCAAAGCAGAUGUUACAUUUUUUUUAUUUUUUACUUGUUGGUAACACUUAGGAUUUUGUUUCCUUCAGGUGGCAUUGCAGAGAACCUGGCUGAUAAGCUGAUUGGUGUGCUCUUUGAGGUCUGGUUUUUGGCCUGCACACGCUGCUUUCCCACUCCACCCUACUGGAAGACAGCCAAAGAAAUGGUGGCCAACUGGAGACACCAUCCUGCUGUGGUAGAGCAGUGGAAUAAAGCCAUAUGUGCUCUUACUUCUAGGUAAGGAACAUGCUGGUUUUCAAGGGAGAAGGCAAGAGAUUUGUUUUUAUAAAUAAGCUUAAAGCGUGUGUGUAUAUAUGUGAAUGCAAUAUCGUUUAAUUCUGUAGAUUUUUAUAUCUUUUUUCUCUCCUGAACAAGAAAGUUAUAUAGGUUAAUUUUAAAUGUAAAACAAUAAAUUUGAGAACAGAAACCAAAGCAAUAUUGCAAAACAAUUGAGAUUGAAAGAAGACAGAGUAAAGUUGUAGUGUGUCAGCUAUUGUUUGUGUGUAUGUAUGAUAAUAAAGGAGACAGGGGCAUACGUAGAGCAUUUGGCACCCAGGGCGGAUUCUAAUUUGGUACUCCCCAAAAAAUGUAAAGAAAAGGGGUGGCGGGGCUUGACUAGCAUGAGCUCCUGGAGAUUUCUUAUCUCUUAAACUGAUUCUUGCUACGCCAACCUGACACCAGAAGACCCUGCUGUGACACUGCAACCCCAGGGCUACCAAUCUGGCUGUUGGCACCUCGUCAACUGGUCAGCAUCUCACUGGAGCAAGCCUGAGGCCUAUUUGCGGCCUACCAAGCGAAACAGGAGUGAGGGAGGCGGCCGAUCCCUCUACCCACAAACUACCUGGUGAGAGGGAUAACCCGGCUCCCUACGCUGCAUUUCUACCCCCUGGGACUGACCUGUGCACACAGUACACCAGCCGCGACUCUAGGUCGGCACCUCACAUGGAGACAGAGCACGACUCUGAGGGGCCUAAUGACUGCUUUCGAUCACAUCUGCGCAGCUUUUUGAGAGCGGAUAAGACUCCGUGCAGAAGCCGCGGCAUCCCCCACCUCGCAGACCGCACGAACCGUGAAAUCUAACACGUCCACUCCUAAGCACCACAUGCCGUAGGGGAUGAAUGGACCCCCGUAAACAGAAGCAACACUUCUUUCGGGGAUGAAAAUCGUGGGAGAUGGGGGCUACGACGCACAUGACACCUUCACACCCUACAGAGGAGACAGAAGAGGCGCCUGCGUAACUUUAAGCAGCAGUGCCGCCCCUCACACGGGCACAGUGCCCUGACCUUCCAGGUAAAUGCCUCAAGGCUCAACCGCCUUUCUACAGUAGCUAACAGGAACACACUUUGUUUACCCAGCCGGAGCACUCUGAUGCGAUCCCUUUCUUGUCUAAAUGGAAUACCUGCAUGCCUCCUGCACCCACAGGCCUGCCGACUUCCACCCUGGCUUGAAAACCUGGUCGGCGUGUUGCAGGUCUGGCCUACGACUCCUGAAGGCAUAGGCUGACCAAGGAGGCACUACAGGACUCUAUGGGACUCGUGGCCUAUGACUGGCUACCUCUCACAUGGCCGUACUAGCAGAAAGCAACACAGCUAUACACCUGCAUGAGACUAAAAUUACAGUGUGACUAUUGUGCAUCUUUUUUAUUUCUUCUGUUUUCUGUUUGCAUUUCUGUUUUAGUUAGUGCACACUCCCAACAUACAGCCCUGCUGACCAUAUUUAUACUCUCACUCCCAGUUGGAUGUAGCAGAUAGUCUCUAGACAUUUCAAACCUUGUCUUUUCACAACUCGUUAAGUAGGAAAUGUCCCAUUCAAGCUUGUUUAUAUAAAAUCCUUACGUCAAAUGUCAGUAUGAUUAAUCUGACUCAGUCCCACAAAACCUUGUCUCAGAGCUGACAUAAGAGCUAACCUUGUGACUAUUCUCCGCUAUAAUAUAAAAUGUGCAAUGUUAUUUUUGUGCCAAAUAAUUGUUUUUCUAUGUUGGCUGGCUGGCUGGCAAUCGCUGUUGUGGCAUUGCAUGCUUCCUUGUUUAUCCCAUGCACCACAAAAUAAAGAAUUAUUAUUAUUUUAAUGUAAAAAAACAAACACUAACUAUUUUUAAUGUAUUUAGCACUGAGCAGUGCUUGUGUGUUUGAAUGUAAGCAUGUUUUUUUUUUUUUUUAUGGCGUAUGUAAGUUGCGUGUUUGUAUGUAGUGUUGGCACUACAUACAAAAUGCAGGCGUGCAUCUGUGGUUUUUGUUUUUUUAUAAAUACAGGGGUGUAUUUAUAUAUAAUGGUGGUAGUCUAAUACUUAUCUGUGUUUGUAGUGUUGAGGUUUGAAUACAGAGGUGUAUUUGUAUGAAGUGUUGGCAAGAUGCUGAGAUGUGUGUGUGUGUGUAUAGAUCUAUAGACAUACAGAUGCACACAGAUAUAUACUCACAUAUGCAUAUACACCGAUACAUAGGUACACACAUGCAGAUUCACAGUCGUACAUACAGAUACAAAUACAGACUUACAGAUGCAAACACACACAGAUAUAUAUGCAGAUAGACAGGUACACAGUAUCUGUGUUUUUUAUAGUGGAUGCACUGUGUGUAGUAAAUGUGGUGAGUUUUUGUGUAGCUGAUGCAGCGCGUUUGUCUAGUGUAUAUAGUGUGCGUGUUUGUGUAGCCGAUGCAGUGUGUUUGUAUAGUGCAUGUAGUGUCUGUUGUGUGGGAUAAGUACUGGAAAAAGCCGAUUUUUAAUUAGUUGGGCUUAUUCUCCCCCUACACUUCACAGGCAAGAGGCAGGGAGGGGGGAAUAAGCCCAACUAAUUAAAAAAAAAACUGCACUCCCUCCCCCCUGUAGUUAUCCCACACAACAAACACACACAGUACAUGCACUACACAAACAGACACUGAAUACAAAACAUUUUGCAGCCCAUGUGUCUUCUAGCAUGAUAAAGAGGGGGCCUUAGUACGCCACUGAAAGGAGGACAUUAGAAAAAUAGUGCUUUCAGGUUUAGAAGAACAUUCUGGAGAUUAUCCUAUGCAAAGUAUCUGUCAAGCUGAGGUCAUAGUGCAUCUGAUGUGGUGCAUAGUCAGAAUGGGUAAAUGGUAAAUAUCAGUUAAGAUUAUAGACUACUUAAGAAGAGGGAUCUGGUCCAACAAAACUCUGUCAGAAUGUUGGAAAGCUAAACCUUGCAAGCAAAUAAAUUAAGUAUCAUGUCCUGUGUCAAGUCAGGGCAUCCCCAAACGGAGUCUUGAAUCGCCCAGGUUUGAUGAACGAUCACCUCCAAUUACAUAAUUUGUGGCGUUCCUACUUAACAUUAGCACUGUUUUUGGAGUUAGUUGGGGUAUUACGGUGGGAGCAAGGUUUUAAUGCAUUGGGUAGGGUGCAGGUUUAAUCCUUCACGUUUUUGGUUAGUGCUGCGGGUGUAGGGUUAAUACAGUAGAUGUGAUUUCUGCGGUUUCUAUAAUAUAAUAUGUUAGGGUUUAGGGUUGUAGCCUUAGGACACAAUUUGGGUGAAUUUUGUACGUCUAUAUAUAAGGGAGGGAGCAUGUGGUUUAUCCUUGGACUGAAGACCCCAGGGCUUUAUUUCUAACUAGCAACACCCCUGGCGUCAAAUAAGGAACAUAAAGAAGACUUGUUCACUAUGUCUACAAUUUCAAAUGAUUGUCUUUCAAAACUUGGGGUAUCGCCACUUUUAUUUAUUUUUGUGGUGAAGCAAAUAUUUUUUUUUUUUUUUCUUGGCAGUCAUGUUUCCUUUCUAUCCUGUGUGACUUGAAUUUUCAUGGCUUCUGUGCAGGUUGCUGCGGUUCACCUACGGACCAUCAUUUCCUCCUUUUAAGAUUCCUGAAGAAGAUGCCAGCCUCAUCCCAGCUGAAAUGGAUAAUGAAUGUGUGACACAGACAUGGUUCCGAUUCCUUCACAUGCUAAGGUUUGAAAAUCAAUGCAGAACUGUAAUUACAAUUUAAAGCAAAGUGAGAAUUUAAUUUGCUAUAACUAGCCAACAUCAAUUGUUUCCCCUCCCUUCUGUGGAAUGCUAAGCAUCUAAAUCAACCUCUAUCUAUGUGGUUUUGAAGUACUAGUUUGAUUAGCAGGGAGCUCUAAAAAGGAGCACGUAGAUUCCACUAUUGGCAUUUCCCCAGUAAUUGCAUUAAGGGUUCAGUGAACAAGGCUACAUGACCGUUUGCUUUCAGCCAGGAAUAUUGUCUUUCUAAACUAAAUGCAGUGUUUUGUCAGAGAAACUUAUAGCCCAUACCACUUUAUCUCAAUGAAAUGGUUUGACUACAGUGAUCCUUUUAUUUUAAUCCUGCAAUCCAGCCACUAGAGGCACUUUCUCCUCCAGAACAGAGUCAAACUUUGUCCUAGAAUCAAAUGCUGCUGAUGGCAAGAUUUGAUUGGGGGAGCACCCCAUUUGACCGCACGUGCCUAUUUCAUAUCCAUUGCUUCUCUAUGACAAGCAUUAGAUUGGAACAGACCACUGACCUAUUUGAAGGUGGAAACAAAGUAAUCAUUCUUUAAAUAUAUUUAUUUUUUAUUUCCAAAGGAAUAUAGACAGAAGGGAACCAAUAGUCCUGAAAAAACUAUUGGUAUUUUUGGGACUAUAGGUUCCCUUUAGCAUCUUUUGACAUGAAUGUAUGACAUUUGUCAUGAGACCUUAUUUUUUCUCAUUAUAUACAAAAACAUAUUCCUUAAAGCAGGCUUCCUCAAACUACGACCCUCCAGAUGUAGCUGAACUACUAAAGGGACUCUCUAGGCACCCAGCCCACUUAAGCUCAUUGAAGGGGUCUAGGUGCAGUGUUUCAGGUCCCUUAACCUUGCAAAAGGUAAUUAUUGCAGUUUAUAAUAAACUACAAUAAUUCCCUUUUGAGGGCUAACUCAUCUCUAGUGGCUGUCUGCCAUUGUAUAAUGCUUUCCUAUGAGGAAAGUCCUAAUGCAAGCACGACUCUCUCUGCACAUGCACAUUAGGUCUCCUCUGCCAGCUGACAACAACUAGGGAGGAGCGGAGGCAAAGGUAUCAGGUAAGUGACAGAAGUCAUUCUGUAACGCGUGGGGGGUUGAGCUGCGACGGAGGGGGCAAUAUUGGGAGCUAUAGUGCCAGGAAAACAAGUUUGUUUUCCUGGGACUAUAGUUUCCCUUGAAACUCUUACAGAAAUUAAAGGGUUCUCCUUUGUUGCUACAGUAAACCGUUUUACUGUCGGCCAUUGCUUUAACAAAAUGUGUGAUGUUGGCCCAGCCACAGAGACUCACAGAAAAUUAGAAUGGAGAGCCUGAUUUGAAACCCAACCCAGGGGUCUAGUGUAAAUCUGCUACUUAAACAUCUUGAAAUAAUGAAAAAAUAAGCCUUAAUUUUACUAGCGACAACAGUGGCACCGUAACUUAUUGAAAUGCUUCAGAUUUUUCUGCAUUAACUGAGCGCACAAUUUUGCAUUAAUGUUUAGUUCUGCAUGUAUAAUGUAGUUAGAGUAAUGAAAUUGGUACUAUAUUUUGCAAUUUACAGAUGCAUAUUAAAAAUGAACAUUUUCAUGCUGUUUCACGUGACUGAUCAAAGGUAUUGCAUUAUUUUUACAAUAAAAAUUUGAAGGAAUAGGGAUAUUUUGAUAUGGAUAAAGCAACUCGGCAAGCAAAGUGAAGCUGCAAGUCAGCUGAUAGUAGCUUGCUGAGUACUUUUAUUGGAGUGUGUAACAAACAAUGGACAUUCAGAGGGGUGUAUCUUCAUUUGUUAAUGCAAAAAAUAAAAAAAACCUAAGGAUGUUUCCAUUAUACUGUACUGGAGAGAGAACAUGUGACACAUACAGGGUUCUUCACUUAAGAAUUGUCAGGACUUCAAAGGGAAUUUUUCAAAUGCAAAGUCAAAAUAGCCGAACUGAAAACAGAAUUGACAUUGAAUUUUAAAUUCUUGAAAUGCACUUUAAAUUCCUGGCAGUUCACACUUUAGUGAAUGUUAGUGAGUUUGUGCAUUGAGAAGGAAUCUAUAAUUUUUUUUUUUUUAAAUUUUUUUUUUUUUAACAUUCUUUAUUUUUUUUUGAAGUGCAGUGCUACAUACACAAGUUAGCAGUGAUAUAUGGUGUGAAUAUGAACACUGAAGAUAGGUAUGUGAGUAGAACCUUUAAUGUCAAGAUAAGAUGCACUUAAAAAAAUAUAUAUAUAAAUAUAUACAUAUAAUAUCUAUCUCAAGGUAAGGCUCCCGCCUCCCCUUGGCCCCCUUAGAUAAGUAGAUAACGUACCUUUCCAGUGCAAGCAGGCGCUGGCUCUGCCCUCGAUCCGCCUACUUGACUGAGAUCAUCAGAAGUGAUUAACUCAAAGCUUUCCCAUAGGAAAGCAUUAGAAGGCUAUUGCGCAUGCACGGCAAAACCCUGCACCAAUCAGCAUAUCCUCAUAGAGAUUAUGCACAUAUAUAACUAAAAAUCAAAAGUAGCAUUACUUUGCAGAUGGCCUUAUCCUGCAGUUAUUGAACAGAGCGUAGAUCUAGUUUAAGUAAAAAUGCUUAGGACUCACAAGCGUUCUCAGUUCAUGGAGCAGACAUGGUCCCCUGCAGUUCAGUUUCUGCCAGAAAACUUGGAAUAUUGCAUCCAGGCGAUGUAGAGUAGGGGAUACCUCUCUGCUUUGUUCAAGGGUAGAUGUGGGGUCUGCCAUGUUGGUCGUAUUAUUGUCACAAUAGCCUAUGAUUGUGGCACUGCUAUUUUAUCCCUAGGAAAGCCAGGGAGGGGAUCGGGAUCAGCUUUGCUGGUCCUGUGGUGGGCGGGAGGGGGGGGUUAAAUGGGCACCAUCUCGAGUCUGUCGAUAUCUUGCCUGUGGCGCACUGGGAGAUCACCUCCUCUACCUUCCACAGCUCCUGCCAGGCCAUACAAGUGGCGACAAAGAAUUUCGGCUGGACAGCUGCCAAGGGCAGUCAGUCAAUUCGGGGAUCUAGGCUGAUGGUGCGUGCCCCAGAGUGAAGUCUAAGAGAGCAGUUUGCUAGGAAUUAAUCAUGUCCUGUUGCCUUUGCAGUCUGCCUCCGUCAGCCAGUUAUGAAUAUCUUAUUGUUUAUUUUGUGCUUGUCUUUCUUAUAGCUCACAAGGCAAGUUGUGCCUUACAUGACUAAUACUAUAUAAUAAUUAUGUUAUUAGGGUAAUGUAUAAAGAAUAUUAUCAGGAAACAUUAUUAAAGUGAAGCAAUUGCCGUGGAAACAAUUAAGAUUGUCCUGCUGAUUGCCCUGACUUGUUCUUUAUAUAUAAUCCCCAUGUGUUGUUUUAGUACCUUCACAGAGUUCUUAUGUUUUUUCUUUUCUUUGUAUCUGUCAUAGUAAUCCUGUGGAUCUAAGCAACCCAAGUAUUAUAGGCACAACACCCAAAUUUCAGGAGCAGUUUCUGAAUGUCAGUGGGAUGACUCAAGAACUGAACCAGUAUUCCUGUCUUAAACAACUGCCCCAUAUUUUCUUCCGAGCCAUGCGUGGGGUUAGCUGCUUAGUGGAUGCUUUCUUAGGUAAAGUACAAACAUUUUUUUUAUAAAACCAGUACCUGUUUAUUAACGCUCUCCUUGUUUCCCCCAUUUCUUAGCCUUUACUAUGUUCAUUCUCUUGUUAUAAUCCUCAUACAAAAAUAACUUGGACAUUUUAUGAAACACAGUACAUAUUUAAAAACAAACUUCUUUUUGCUAUGUUCAAAUUUCAAAGGAGUCAGUAUUUCACUUGUUGCAAUAUCAAGUGAUGCAGAUAAAAGUCCUGUAUGCUGACUGAAUCGUGUGUGUAUUUGUGGUUUUUGAAGUGUACGAUUUUAACAUCAUUUUAAGGGAAAAUCAAAACAUAUAUUGUGUUUAGAUAUAUAAUUUUAUUUUUUUUAAACAGGAAUUUUUAAAUUUAUACUACGGCUAUCACCCCGCGCAAAAAAUGAGCAUUUCAGAAAGAUAUUUUUUUAUGAAAUGCUCAUAAAGACUGUGUUGGAAUUUCUCUGACGUUCCAACCAAGUCAAAAUAUAUAAGUUAAAGUAGGGACUACUUUAUCUUUUUUUUUUUUUGUUUUUUGUUUUUUUACGUAUGAAAAAAAGGUGGAGCUACUGUUCUCAAGCCCUUCACCAUCACUUGAAGGUUCUUGCAAAAUCCUCCACAGACACCCGUGUUCUAUUCUAGCACAUUUACAAGAGUACAGUGGUAACGUUAGCUCCUGGCAGAUGGUGGAGGCCGUGAGAGACCGGUUCAUAUAAGUGAAAACUAACUUUCCCUGGACCACUGCACUGCAAGUGGAGCAGUCACAGUCUACGGUCUUGCAAAGAACCCAGAAAGUGAUAGAGCCGCUUUCAUGUUAGAGUGAAACUUAUAGCAAGGUUAUAAUUCUGUAUUCUGAUUAGGUGCAUCUAUUGAAAUUUUAUAUAAAAAGCAAACUAGCAGCAUACAGUGGACUUGGUGAGGUUUGGGUUUUUUUCUCCUCAAGGGUGUGCGCUCCCAAUCCCAGAGGUAAGCAUUUUGUAUGUGGGAUGUGUUAAUGCAGCAGCAUAUGGAAUAAACACCUGCAUUCAUACUUGAUAGCAGUAAAAAAAAAAAAAUAUAUCUUUCUUCUUCAGGAGUUGCGGUUUUUAAGAAAAUUGGGUUCCAAAGAUUACCUUACUAUGGUAUCCAAGCCUCCUUCCUAACAUGCACUUAGUUGGGUACAAAGAAUCAGGGAAAAUGUCUGUUAAUAACCACUGAUUCUGUUUAACCUUUGGGGUCACAAUUUACUAUUCCAAAAAUAUGCAGCAUUCUGUUUGCAGUCUUCAAAUCGGUUAGCUGUGCUGAUAAAUACAGCUAAUAACACUGCACAAUAUUUAAAUCAUGACGCUAGUAAACCUGGCAACCGGUAUCAUUGUGCACUGAUUGGUACACAGAGUUAUUGCAACAUGUCUGCUGUGUCUGGAAUUAAAGGGGAGUUUUAAAGUUUCACACAGAAUGGUAACAGAAAAAAAUAUGUAAAGGCGUUAAAGCAGCCUAUUCCACUGUAGCAUCUUUGCAUUUUGUUUGCAAAAUCCCUAUCACCCACACACACAGUAGAUGGGAAAAGUAGAUCAGUUCCUGACAGUUUGCAUCAUUAGUCACUGGUGUACUCACAUCAGUGUCAGAGUACAAAGCAAGGCUGAAAGAAACUGCAUAUAUCUUUGCGCACAGGCAAGAAAAUUAGCCUUCCAAGCACAUGCCAUUACGUGCCGUUAAGUUUUGUAAGACCAGAUACCUUUUUACACUGAUCGUUGCACAGUAAUAUGUACACCAGCUGAUCUAUAGUGGUGGUUUGCAAGGUGACUGGUGACCAAUGACAUCAUGAAUGAAGUCUUCAUUUUACCUUAAAUUUAUGGAGAAACUUGUUGAGGGUCCUUUCUAUUUCUUAUGAAUAUAAUAAGUUUUGCUCUGUAGGAAGUAAGUUGACAAAUAAAAGGCAAAUAUUUUAGGUUGCAGAAUAUAAAGUAUUUAGACUAGAGAUCCUUGGCUUUUUUUUUUUUUUUUUUUUUUUAUAAAAAAUAAUCUAAAAUAGUGCCACUUAACGGAUUUCGGUGUUGCUGUCAAAGCAUUUAAUGCCGGCUUUCGUCUAUUAUCUGAUCAGUUUCUCUAAAAUCAUCGUAGUAUUUCACUCUAAAUUUAUUAUUCUUACUAUAGGAUUCCCCCUUGAAUUACGUGAAAAUAAUGGUAUUACACAGAUCUAUGUGAAUUUGUCAUGUUCAAACAAUUUAGCACCCAGCUGCUAAUAUAGAACACACAAGGGGUUUUCAAAAAAAAAUUACCACCAUAUUACAUGACUGUUGAAAACAGAAUGCUGCUAUCAUGGUGUAGAGCUGAUUUGUUUAAAAUAACUAGCUGUGAAGCAUGUUUCUAUACAGAUUAUACCAAUGCAUUUUGCACCUCAAAGUAGGUUAUCUCUUGGGGGUGUUGGUGACGGGAAAUUUUUGUAAUCUGCACAGAUUUUUCUCGAAAUUAGUUUUCACUGUGAAUGGUCCAAUUUGUUAUAAGCAUUCCAUUUCGUGAUUUGACAUGUCAAAUUUAUUUCUGUUAAACUGAAUUAUACAAUCAUGAUAUGCACUCAGGGGCCUCAUUGCAGUCAUGAGUUUGAAACCAUUCAUGAUUGACAAUGUAGCUCUCAUAGUUAUUACUAUACAUAUUGUGCUUUGUUUUCCCCUAAUGAGUCUCAAUGAUCUUGGCACACUUUCUCAUAAUUAAAUGAAUCGGUACCUGAGUACCCACUCAGUGGUACUCCUAUUUCCAUCAUCAAAAUUAUGAAAGGAUGAGUUGGCAAUGCCAUAUUUAGAACUUCCUACCUUUAAGUUAAGGACCAAACUUCUGGAAUAAAAGGGAAUCAUGACAUGUCACACAUGUCAUGUGUCCUUAAGGGGUUAAAUAAUUAUAGUUUAGUGCAGGGUUAUGGUUUCAGGAAUCCAUCUAAACUGAGUGCAAGAGAGCGUGGACCCACUGUAGAAAAAGCUUUUAAAAUUUAUACCCAUUCUCUGCAUUCUCUUGCACUCUGUUUUGCUAUGUUGGCAAUGUUAAUGUGUUUGAUGCUAAAAUUAAUUGACUGUAUGAUACAAAACUCAUGCUUGCAUUACUCAUGACACUGGAAGAUCUAAAGGUGCGGCUAAAGAGGGUUGGACUGCCAACUAGGUGUGCACAAGUGCAAUGUGCUACAAAAGGGCUUUCAAUGCCAGUUUCAUGCAGCCCAAAGGAAUUUUAAUGUCUUAAAGCAUUUGUUGUCCCCAAGAUCAGGAUCCCAAGGAAAGAAUGAGAAAGUUUAUAUAAAAACCGAUAACCUAACGUCUCAAAUCAUGACUGUCCUUCAGUGUUCCAGAGAUUUAGGAGCUAUGCACAUAGUUAUUCCCAACUGUAAAGCUGGUGAACCAUGCUGGAUACAUUUUAGCAGAACCUGAUUGAGAAUGUAGAGUGUCUGAACAAAGAUAGCUAAUGGCCCAUCUUUUGUUCAUGUGAAAACACCAAAGUCUCUUACAGCCCAGUUCUGUUUUGUGGCUAUGUUCUCCUACAUUAUCCAAGGCCAUUGGUAGUACCCGUAGUUGUCUGGCUCUGAGGAAUAAUCCAUUCUAUUCCAUUUGUAUGACAGGACUGUGUGAACAUAUGCCUGAGCCACUUGCAAUGAAGUACAGCACAAUUUAUGCAAAAAUAGCUAGAUCACAAAACAUCUCCUAUUUUACUAUUUUUAACUUUGUUGCCCACAACUCAUUGUUAUGGGAAAGCUAAAGCAGAGAGCACAUUGCUGAAGUACAUAUCGUGAUGGUCUCUGAGCUACAUCAAUUCUAACCCAAUUGGCCUCACCCAGUGGAAUCCAAACUGAUGAUUGGAUUUGUUUGAACAGAAAGAAACUGCUUUUGUAAAUUUAACAUUCAUUGCUGUAUGUGGGACUCAAUCUUGCACUAAUCAACUUUAUCAUAAGUUUUUAAUCCUUGGGGGCAGCAGGAAAUGAGGCUUACCUCAGGUGACUUGUCUGUCUCUCACCAGGUAUCUCUCGUCCCAGGGCAGACAGUGCCCCUCCUACGCCAGUAAACCGGCUAAGCAUGCCUCAAAAUACAGUCGCCAACACCACCCCACCACACAACAGAAGGCAUCGUGCAGUCACUGUGAACAGGACCAUUGUGAAACCCAGCUCAGUAAGUUCUAACCUCACAGGGUUUUAAAUAAGAAUAUUCUCACAAAAAAAAAAAAUAUAUAUAUAUAUAUAUAUAUAUAUAUAUAUAUAUAUAUAUAUAUAUAUAUAUAUAUAUAUAUAUAUAUAUAUAUAUAUAUAUGUAUGUAUGUAAAAAAACAGAUAAAAUUCUUAUCUUGUAAUACCUUUUUUAUUGGACUAACAGAAUUUUUUAAUGACAAGCUUUCGGGAGAACCUCCCUUUCUCAAGUCUGAAGCAUUUCUGAGCAAAACGACACAUAGAAUUCAAAGUUGAUUUGUGAUACAGGGGUUAAAGCGACAUGAGUGUAGAUAAGACACAGGUUUGUUAGAAAAUAGACACCAUCUUAGCAGAGGGUCAUAAAUAUCUUGUUGAAGAGAAGAGUAGGGGGGAGAGAGGGAAAAGAAAAACAAACAAGCAGACAGUGCACAGGAUGAUACACUUUAUACAUGCACACACACAGAAAUAUGUAUAUGUGAACGCAUAAACACAUGUAUAUAUACAUAUACAUAAACACAUAUACAUACAUGCACAUGGACUCAUAUACACAAAUAUAAAUGCACAGUAAUAUAUAUAAGCAUUCAUGCAUACGAGUAUGGGAAAGCAUAGGUCUACACAUAGUACUUUGUAUAUAGAUAGAAUAAACAUAUAGGAAUGCAUUUUAAAGUGUUGGUAGAUAUGACAGAAUAGUAAGAUAAUGCUGGGAGAGUGUUCAUGUAAAGUGUUGGUAGUGGGACAGGAAUCCCAAAUCAAUAUUUAGUCCUCUCUUCUUGCUGUUAAACCAUUUAAUCAUUCUGGCUUCAAAGGCUUUUCUUUCCUGGGUAUUUUUAAAACCCCCUUUCAGUACUUUGAUUUUUAGGUCCUUCAGUGAGUGGCCAGGCUGGGUAAAGUGGUGUCCCACAGGAGUGCAGUAUGAUUCUUCUUUGUGGUGUUUAAUAGAGUGUCUGUGCAUAUUCAUUCUGCCAUUUAAUGGCUGGGUGGUUUCCCCAAUGUAGCAUCCUAGGUGGCAUUUUAUGCAUUGAAUCAUGUAUACCACAUUGCUGGAUGUGCAGGAGUAUGAACCUUUAAUGCUGUAGGUUUUAUUGUUGUGUGUGGCUGUGUUGUCUGUGCAUAUGUGCUGACACAGUUUGCAGCGAGGUUUUUUGCAUUGACUGGUCCCGUUUUCUUCGUUCUUACCAUCAGUGGGCAGCCUCCUGUUGAUUAAUUUUUGUUGGAGGUUUGGUGGUUGUCUGAAGGCCAAAAUGGGUGUUUCAGGGAAAAUGUUUUUCAGAGUCUCAUCUUCUGUUAAUAUUGGUUGUAGGUCUUUGAUGAUUUUCCGUAUUUCCUCAAGAGCAGGGUUGUAGGUGACCACAAGUGGCACUCGUGUGCAUAUUUUUUUCUCUCUGUAUUGUAGCAGGCGCGUACGUGGCGUUUUUACAGCAGAGUUGAUUUGUUUGGUAAUAGUCUUUGGUUUGUAGCCUUUCUGUCUCAUAGAUUGGGAGAGUACAUUUAGAUGGGAAUUACGGUCAUUAGGAUCAGAGCAUAUGCGAUGGUACCUAGUGGCUUGGCUGUAGAUGAUGCCCUGUUUAGUAUGAGAGGGGUGGAAGCUGGAGCUGUGUAGGUAACUGCACCUGUCUGUGGGUUUUCUGUAAACCGAGGUGUGGAUUGUGCCAUUAUUACAUGUCACAGUUGUGUCCAGAAAAUUCACAGAUCUAGUGGAAUAUUCCAUUUUUAGUUUGAUUGAUGGAUGGAAUGUGUUGAAAGAGUCAUGGAACUAUAUCAGUUUUUCUCUGCUUUCAGUCCAAAUUAUGAAGAUAUCAUCGAUGUAGCGAUAAUAUUUGUAUGGUUUGGUGUGUUGGAUUUCUAGGAAUCUCUGUUCAAGAUCUGCCAUAAACAGAUUAGCAUAUUGGGGUGCCAUCUUAGUGCCCAUAGCAGUGCCCAUGGUUUGUAGGUAAACCUCAUUGUUGAAACUGAAGUAGUUAUGUGUGAGGAUAAAUAGUGCCAGUUUUGUGAUAAUUUGGGGGCUUUAUUUUUGGUUGUUGACAUGAGAGAGAAAAUGGAAGCAAGCAUUGAUGCCAUCUGUAUGUGGAAUGUUGCUGUACAGAGAUUCCACAUCCAUGGUUACAAGGAUGGUGUUAGCAGGGAGAUUGGUGAUUUGGCUGAGUUUGUUGAGGAAGUUGGUUGUGUCUUUUAUGAAGCUGUUAGUGUUGGUGACUAGAGGUUUUAGGGUAUUUUCUACCAGUCCUGAGAUCUGUUCUGUGAGAGUUCCCAUUCCUGUAAUUAUGGGUCUUCCAGGAUUACCGGCUUUGUGAAUUUUGGGAAGCAUAUAGAAAGUGCCCAUGCAGGGACUAGUUGGUAUGAGUGAUUGCAGUUCUAGGUGUAAGUUCUCAGGGAAGGAUUUAAUGAGCUCCCUAAGUUGUGAUGUAUAUUCCUUGGUGGGGUCUUCAUUUAGUUUUCUAUAGUAUUUGUCAUCUGACAAUUGCCUGUCACCCUCUUUUAUGUAGUCCUGGGUGUUCAUUAUCACUACUGCUCCUCCCUUGUCUGCUGGUUUGAUGGUGAUAGCAUGAUUAUUUUUCAGGUCAUUUAUAGCCAUUUGUUCCUGUACUGAGAGAUUAUGAAACAUUUUCUUUUGGUUUUUCUUGGUUGUCAAGGAUACUGUUCUUAGACGGAAACUUUCAAUGUAACUGUCCAGUUUGGCAUUUCGUCCUGGUGCUGGACUGAAAUUAGUGUUUUUUUUCCGGUUGUUGUAAUCCAUUGUGGUUUCAGUGCUCUUUUUGUCAUGGAAGUAUUCCUUAAGUCGCAUCCUUCUGAAAAAUUCUUCCACGUCAGAGUAGAGCCCAAUGUCAUCAAGUUUUGUGCUAGGGCAAAAUGAUAGUCCUUUGGAGAGAACUGAUGCUUCUGGGUCAGAUAGUUUGUAAUCCGAAAUGUUAAAUGUUAAUACCAGAUUUCUCUUGCCAUUUCUCUUUCUCUGCCAAAUGUUUGUGAUAAUCCUGCUGUAGUCUGAGUUUAUUAUUUUUCUUCUUAAAAAGGUCCCUUUGUUGCUUUUUGUAAAAAUAGUGUAGAUCAUGUUCUAGUUGUUUAGCAAUAUACUCAACAUAUAAUCAACAGGAGGCUGCCCACUGAUGGUAAGAACGAAGAAAACGGGACCAGUCAAUGCAAACAACCUCGCUGCAAACUGUGUCAGCACAUAUGCACAGACAACACAGCCACACACAACAAUAAAACCUACAGCAUUAAAGGUUCAUACUCCUGUACAUCCAGCAAUGUGGUAUACAUGAUUCAAUGCAUAAAAUGCCACCUAGGAUACUACAUUGGGGAAACCACCCAGCCAUUAAAUGGCAGAAUGAAUAUGCACAGACACUCUAUUAAACACCACAAAGAAGAAUCAUACUGCACUCCUGUGGGACACCACUUUACCCAGCCUGGCCACUCACUGAAGGACCUAAAAAUCAAAGUACUGAAAGGGGGUUUUAAAAAUACCCAGGAAAGAAAAGCCUUUGAAGCCAGAAUGAUUAAAUGGUUUAACAGCAAGAAGAGAGGACUAAAUAUUGAUUUGGGAUUCCUGUCCCACUACCAACACUUUACAUGAACACUCUCCCAGCAUUAUCUUACUAUUCUGUCAUAUCUACCAACACUUUAAAAUGCAUCCCUAUAUGUUUAUUCUAUCUAUAUACAAAGUACUAUGUGUAGACCUAUGCUUUCCCAUACUCGUAUGCAUGAAUGCUUAUAUAUAUUACUGUGCAUUUAUAUUUGUGUAUAUGAGUCCAUGUGCAUGUAUGUAUAUGUGUUUAUGUAUAUGUAUAUAUACACAUGUGUUUAUGCGUUCACAUAUACAUAUUUCUGUGUGUGUGCAUGUAUAAAGUGUAUCAUCCUGUGCACUGUCUGCUUGUUUGUUUUUCUUUUCCCUCUCUCCCCCCUACUCUUCUCUUCAACAAGAUAUUUAUGACCCUCUGCUAAGAUGGUGUCUAUUUUCUAACAAACCUGUGUCUUAUCUACACUCAUGUCGCUUUAACCCCUGUAUCACAACUCAACUUUGAAUUCUAUGUGUCGUUUUGCUCAGAAAUGCUUCAGACUUGAGAAAGGGAGGUUCUCCCGAAAGCUUGUCAUUAAAAAAUUCUGUUAGUCCAAUAAAAAAGGUAUUACAAGAUAAGAAUUUUAUCUGUUUUUUACAUCUACAUCACUGGACUAAUACGGCUACAAUCUCUACUUGAACACUAUAUAUAUAUAUAUAUAUAUAUAUUUUUUUUUUUAAACUGUCUUGUGCUUGAGGUGUAUCUCAAGAAUUAAUAAAAUGUCUAAAAUGUGUUUUUUAAUUUUAAAGGCAUACCACAGUCAUUUGCCUAGUCUAAAUAUUUAUUUAAAGGGGUAAUUCUUUCACCUCACUGCUUUUUUUUUUUAGUCCAGUAAAGCAGAUUAAAAUAGUGGAGUCAGUAUCUUGUAAUGCAUGUUUGUAACCACAAGCAUAUUUGUCCAGUCUGUAGAUAUUAAAAGGAUUUGUUUUAUAUCAGUAGAAUUUAUUGGCCACAAACACAGGUUUGAAAACCUAUGUCUUGUCUUGUAAUUUAUCCAACUUUAUAUUUAUAUCGAAGUUCAUUUUUCAUUUAUGGAUUUAGUGUUUUCGAAGCAUAUUCCAUAUGUUUUAUAAAUGUGUGCUUUUUGUUUUAUUUUUUAUUAGCAAUCAAUAUAGCCAAUACAAUGUCAAAGCGUAUUAGUAUAUUUUUAUAAUGGGGGUGGGGGGAAUAAACAGCUGCUUAAAUACAAUAUUAUCUAAAGAGUUAGACAAUUCCCUGUCUUGACAUUUUCAAUCAAGUAUUGUUUUUUUUGGAGCCAAGCCCCAACCCCAGCUCUUUAUUCGAACAGAAAAAUGACUGUACAUCCUACAAUAUUAACUGUAUUGCCAAUACCAAAUUACCUACUGAAAUAUCUGUUCUUUGUUCUUCUUUUUCAGGCUAGCACUACACACAGCACAAGAGUCCAACAACAGACAACUUCCACCUCUCCUCUGUCCAGCCCAAACCAAACCAGCUCUGAGCCCCGUCCUCUACCAGCCCCUACAAGGCCCAAAGUUAAUAGUAUUUUGAACCUGUUUGGUUCCUGGCUAUUUGAUGCUGCUUUGGUUCAUUGUAAACUGCAAAAUGGAGUUAACCGGGACAGCAGCAUGACUGGUACGUACCUGUACAUUCAAAGUGGAUUCCUUUUAUCAUCUCUGAAAAUCAAUAUUUCCUACCUGCAAGAUUAAAAUUGUGAAUGAAUGGGCAGGUUGGGAGGGAUCUUCUGAGGAUGUACAUAACUUAAUUCAUCUGUUUUUAACCACAUUAAUGAAAUGGCCAUUGUUUAAUCCUUCUCAGCUACAUCCACAGAGCAUUUUAUAAGUGAAAGUAUUCUUGUUAAAUUGCAAAGGUUUUUGGCAGUUGUAGUUCUCUAACCAUUGUAAAUCUGUUAUUUCUGUGCUAUGGCGCAGUUAGAUAUGCUUGCCCCCAUAUCCAUGAAAUGUGUGGAUGAAAAGUCUACUUACAGAUAAAAAAAAUCUCUAGCUUCUCUAUAGGUCAUGCCUUAAAUUGAUGUUACAAUAAAGCACAAUCAUGCCAGUGCUUUUUCUGCAACAGAAAACCACAAUCUUGAUGGAACAACUCAAAGAUUAUGUUGAUAUUUUAUUAAAUUUCUGACACAAUCUGGAGAUAUAAUAACAAAAUUAUAAUAUUUUUUUUUUUUAUGGACAAGACUGUCUUGAGCACAAUGUUGAGUGGAGUGUCCACUGCCACAUUUUACCAUCUUGAGCAUGGCACAAUUGAUGCAUCUGACAUAAUGCUGUGCAUUUGACAGAUCUGUGAACCCUUGUGAUAGACCCCUAUUUUAAAAUGUCAUGGCUCUUACCAAAUGAAGCCAUGGGGCACAGAAGUAGUAAAGUCAUGACAUACCACUAAAGGCCCAUUAAUGCUCCCAAUCAACAUGGAUUUGAAUGCAGUUGCUUAGCACUAGCACCUUCCACUGGGCUCCAUUCAUCCUUGCGCCAGUCCAUGUUACAAUUAAUUUGCAGCUAGAAAUACACUUAAAUGGAAUGAUAGGCUAUUCCAGGACAAACAUUGAAUCAAUGAAAGUGCAGCUCCGCAGCAGAGAUAACAAAUACAUUUUUUUUUUCUUCCAAGUAUUAAAGGAAUACAUUUAAUACACUUAUUUAUAACACUGGAGUUUUCAUGUCUCCUGGGCCUCCUUCCUGCAAAUUAAAGGGACACUAUAGUCACUAGAACAACUACAGCUUAUUGAAUUUGUUCUGGUGAGUAGAAUCAUUACCUUCAGGCUUUUUGCUGUAAGCACUGUCUUUUCAGAUAAAAUGCAGUGUUUACAUUACAGCCUAGUGAUAACUUCACUGGCCACUCCUCAGAUGGCUGUUAGAGAUCCUUCUUGGGUCAUGGCUGCCUAAAAUGCAUCGAAACAUUCAGUGUCUCCUCCCUCUGCAUGCAGACACUGAACUUUCCUCUUAGAGAUUCGUUGAUUCAAUUCAGCUCUAUGAGCAGAUGCUGAUUGGCCAGGGCUGUUUUUGACUUGUGCUGGCUCUGCCCCUGAUCUAGUCUCAGCCAAUCCUAAGGGGGAAGCAUUGUGAUUGGAUCAGGCCACCACUUCUGAUGAUGUCAGCAGUUUUUCUGAGGCAAACAGCAUGCAGAGUUACAGCUUCAGGCUUGAAUACAAGUAAGAUUUAGCUAUAUUUAGGGAGGCAGGGGGGGCUUAAUGGUGGUUGUAACGGUCAGCUGGGAUAAUCCGAACGAGUACCUCCGCCAAUCGAUGCUCCUAGUGCUUGCCGAGGACUCCAAGCACUCCGACACCAUCAGCACUGCAGACCCCACUUCCAGCGAUGCAGCUGCGCCUGGGUCUCACCGUCCUUCACCCACCAUGGACCCAAGGCCAGGAUCCAGCUUCCAGUCCUCUCUUCCUCCAGAGAGCACUAAAAACUCUUACAAGAGCUUACCCUGGGGAGUAUAGUGUGAUUAUAGCAAUCCCCAGAGUGUAGUUAUCCCAUCCCCCAAGCAUGAGCCAAGGCUUCAAGAAAGGGUCAAGCAGGUCUGUUUAAUGAGCACACAAAGCAACAGUAUUCAUGCAGCAACUCCUGCUCAGAGGAAAACAAAAAUGACAGUUAAAAGGUCAGACAGUGUUUGAAUAUGACAGUUAUUGGGUCAGACAGUGUUUGAAUAUGACAGUUUUUGAAUAUGACAGUUAUUGGGCCAGACAGUGUUUGAAUAUUUGACAGUUAUUGGGUUAGACGGUGUUUGAAUGUUUGACAGUUAUUGGGUCAGACGGCUGCUGCAGGGAAUUGUCUCUGUUUAUGGAGGAUCUCCUGGGAUCCUCCAUAGACCUCAAUGCUGCAUUCUUGUGCAUGUGAGAGAGAAUACAGCAGUGACGUCUGUUCCUGGUGCUGACGUGCCAGGAGCUGAAGAAGAAUCGCCGGAAGAAGGCGGCGCCUGGAAGGGACAGGUUCAGGUAAGUAGAACAACCUUUCCCGGACUCUCUACACACUUCCUGAAAAAGUUUAAAAAAAAAUUAGUUUAGAAUUUAUUUCCCUCUUUAUUAAUAGCUGUAGGAGCCACCUGUUUAUUAUUCAAGUUUAACUAACAGGGCUGGAGAUAAGAAAUUGUAAAGGAAACACAUUGUGCUGUAAGAUCUUGAAUUAAAAUGAAAACUAUAUUUUCAUUUAUUUAUUUUUUCAUGGUGCCUGUGUGUUUUACUGCAAGGGGUGGCUAAACAAAGUAUUUAACUCCUAAAUGGCAAGCACUUGAGCAGAAAGACUGCAUUGGUAUGAUCUAUACACCAAAACUGCUUCAUUAAGCUGAAGUUCUUUUGGUGGUUUGAGUGUCCCUUUAAAGCUAAAGUUAGAAAUGCUGACCAGAUUGGCAGCAUUUGCCUUUGACAUAACACCUAGGGAAAAAAAAUAAUUCAACCACCCCAGUGUGCUCAGUCAAUAUAUUAAUGUAUAAAGUGAGAUGACACUGAGCACACACUGGUCCUCGCCUGUAUGUUGUUUGACUGUAGGUCCAUCCUCCUCCUUAGUCUCUACCAGGCCAGCACUCUCUGUUUAGAAACAAAAUUGUGGGAGAAAAAAAAGCAAAUUAGAUGUAACAUUAUAAUUAAGCAUUCUUAUUCAAAGAGAAAGUUAAAAAAUAAAAGUAAGGAAAGCUUAACUUGACACAAUGUAAAUCAGUAAUGCAGUUUGGAAAUAUUGUUAAUUUCAGAAAACUAUAGUAAGCAAAUUAUUUUAAAGAGGGUGGGGGGGUGGGGAGCCUACUUUUGGAACUUAAAUCACUUUCACUGUUCUCUUAACAAAAGACAAAGAUUGUAAAAUUGACAAUUUUGAAAAGAUUUGUGUGUGCAGUUUUCAGCAUAGUGAGAUUAACUUGUGGAUAAAGCUGGGAAAGGUUCAAUGCAUUUCAUUACAUCAAUGAAGCCCUGUAAAUAAAAAUCAUUCUCAUCCAUUCAGUAAUUCCUUACCCACUGUGGUGCACAAUGUCGUCUAAACUCACUAUUUGCUGUUACACAACCCUUUUCAUAUAUAUUUUCUUUUCCUUUUUUUUUUUCUUUAUUUAAAACCAAAAUUAGAAACAAUCCUUCCUUUUUUAUGUGAAUUUCUCACCAUAUUUAAAGUACUUUUCUUGUAACUAUUUCUGUCCUUUGAUUUCUUUCCAUUUUAUUUCUGUUCUUGCAGCAUCUUUUAUCCAAAUUCUUCUUUCUUAUAAAUCUUGUAAGUAGGAAUCGGUAGCUUCUCCUCAAUUGCCAUCAUUUUUACUAUUUCUUUUCCAUUUCUUCAUAACCGCUCGCAUUUUUUUUCGGUUUCUUCCUAACAUCUGUUGUCUUGUUGCUUUCCUUUUAUGGUUUUAUUUUCUUAUACUUUGAAUAUAUUUAUUUAAAGAAAUCCUUUUCUGUUACUGCUUUUUGAGUGUGGGGAGGAAACGGUUCAUUUCUUCAGCCUGAAUGGGAACGAUUGUUGGCACAGUCAAAUUAAUCUGUUUUCAAUCUUCCCCAUUUAUGUCAUGUCAUGAAUUUCAGGAUUUUUGCACUAAACAUGUUUUACUUUCACUUUUGUUAAAAAAUUUUGAUUUUAUUUUUUGUAUGUUUUGUUCUAAAUGGAUGUAAUGUUUGGUAUUUGUGCAUGUGUUUUUUUUUUUUUUUGUUUAGUAGACAUUUCAUUAAAUGUAGCUUAUUUCUGGUAUACUUAAAGUUGAAGUGGCUCAUGGGGGAAAAUGCAUAAAGAUUUUGUUUAAUAUCCAUACUCUGCCUUAUAGUACUCAAUGUUCAAUUGAAAAAAUUAUCUUAGCUGCCAAAUAAAAUUUAACAAAUGGUUCACUAGUGUUGUUGGGUAAAUGGUUAAAGGACCACUAUGAUGCCCUGAGGGUGUCCACCACCCUCAGGGUCCCCCUCCCACCGGGCUCUCUUUCUCCAGCGCCGGGUGGGGGACUCUCCUCGUCCUCUGAAUGCGCAUACGUGGCAAGAGCCGCGCCCGCAGAUUCAGCCAGUCUCAUAGGAAAGCAUUCACAAUGCUUUCCUAUGGACGAUGGCGUCUUCUCACUGUGAAAAUCACAGUGAGAAGCGCGCAAGCGCCUCUAGCAGCUGUCAAUGAGACAGCCACUAGAGGCUGGAUUAACCCUAAUAGAAACAUAGCAGUUUCUCUGAAACUGCUAUGUUUAUAGAAAAAAGGGUUACCCUAGCUGGACCUGGCACCCAGACCACUUCAUUAAGCUGAAGUGGUCUGGGUACCUAUAGUGGUCCUUUAAAAUUGCUGUUCACUUAUUUUUGAUUUAUCUGAUUGUGUUGAAAGAAAACGUUAAGAGUGAGUGUGUGCUUGAUACUGUUGGAGUGUUAAACUCCAACAUGACCACUCUAGUGUUUUAAAGUGGUCAUGGCGUAAGGACACUGUAUGUGCAAUGUAUCCUACUGAGAUAUUGCAGCUAGCUACAAGAGAUGUAACUCUACUUCCUGCAACUUCUAUUAUUAGCAAGAGUUCUAAGCUUGCUAACGAUAUUUCUGUACAUAUUCUAUGCAUAGAUGCUCAAUGGCUACAGAAGCUGGAAGUCCCUCAGAUACCAUUCAUUGUGGUCCAGUGCCCAGUGGGACUCUGUUAAGCAGAAGACCAUUGAAAAUGGUUUACUCACUUACCGGUGAACAGUGCCAGGGUAAUUAUGGCAUCAUAUCCACUACAAUGGAUGCUAAUGGUUAUGAUGCCUGGAGUAACCCUUGAUUUGGCAAAGAUACGGUCUAUCUAUUUGUAUGUUUAGGUUUAACCAGUAAUACAAUUAAGUUUUUUUUUUGUUUGGUUUUUUUUUCUUUUCUUUUUUUUUUCUUUUUUACUGCUCUUGUUCGGUUUCUAUAUGUAGCACAUAUCGUAAACAUUUCACAUCUCUUAAAAUUUCAGCAGGUUCUUGCGCUGAAUUGCAAGGGCCGAACAGGGUGUGGAUUACCAGUCUCUGUUCAUCUGUAACGUGUCCAUGUACUUUGGAUACUUAAAGUAGCUUUGGUCUUCGUUACCGUUUCAUGGCAGAAUCUGAAAGAACCUAAAUCUGUCCCCCUAACCCCUUAUUAAUAUCCAAUAUAGGGAAUUGCUCUCCAUUCAUCGGCAUCAUCUCCAAUCACAAUAAUGCCAACAUAACCGCGAAGAGUGCAAUGCUCCAGACCAAAGGAUGGUCUUGGCUUCACUUUUUUUACAGUAUGUAAAUGAAAAUAUGUUCAUGCAUUUGGAGUUCUAAGCUUUCUGAGCGCUUUUUAAUGGAACAUAUCACACAGGCAAUGUUUCUGUCGCUAUCUGUGAUGGCUUGAGAAAGGCUGAGUGGCAGGACAUUUUUUCAUAUAUAUACCCCUACCUCAUUUUGACUGGCUUGAGAAAACAAGUUUCAUUGCCUGCUUUCAGGCCACAUUCUCCUCCAUUGUCUUACUGGAAAUAGACUUGAACCAGAUAACAAUGUUCUUAUUGUAAUUUAAUAUAAUAUUUGCAUUUUAAUUGAUCCAUUCUGUGUAAUAAUUGAAAAAUGCAAAGGAUUAAUUGGACACAGACAAAUCAAUGUGAUUCCUACCAUAGCAUAAUCUCUGGAUUAGUUUUAUUCCCCUUUAAACAAUAUUACAUACUUAUUACAUUUUGGACAUCAAGCAUCCAGGUAUGACUUCAUUGUCAUGAGUUAUACUUUUUGUCCGAGAUCACACCUUGGGCACAGAAGUCCAGGUUUGGCAUUCAUUUCAUUAACAAUAGAAUGUACCUUCAUCUGUUACAAGCUGAUCUAAAUAGUUAUUAUAUAAAAUGGAAGCAAGUAACACAAAAUGGUUUGAUAGUUUAUAUCAUUCUACAGGUAAAUAUCUAGAACAAAGUUUAUAUGCAAGGCUGUGUUACACAGCCUACAUUUUACCCUGUGGUUUCUUGGAAGUUUGUUUUUAAAACACAAUUAAUUUGUAGGAAGAAAACACAUAACUGCACAUUUUUAAAUAAAUGUAGUAAUAUAUUUGAUUUAAAAAAAAAAAAGAAGUUAAAUACAAAUAUUUUGUUUUGGGCCUUGAUUAGAUUGCAUUUUUCUUUUUUUCAUAUUGACAUAUUUUUAUUUUAUUAUUUUGCUAUUAAUAUUUGUAUACAGAUACAUUUAUUCGUGAUCAUUUGUAUAUAAAAAUUAUGAAAACUGUUCACAUAACUUGUACAAAGUAUAUUCAUUUGCUUACCAAGUUAAAGGACCACUCUAGGCACCCAGGCCACUUCAGCUUAAUGAAGUGGUCUGGGUGCCAGGUCCUUCUAGGGUUAACCCAUUCUUUUAUAAACAUAGCAGUUUCAGAGAAACUGCUAUGUUUAUGAAUGGGUUAAGCCUUCCCCCAAAGCCUCUAGCGGCUGUCUCAUUGACAGCCGCUAGAGGCGCUUGCGUGAUUCUCACCGUGAAAACACGCAAGCGUCAAUAGGAAAGCAUUGAUGAUGCUUUCCUAUGCGACUGGCUGAAUGCGCGCGCAGCCAGCCGACGGGGAGGAUCGGAGGAGGAGAGCUCCCCGCACAGCGCUGGAAAAAGGUAAGUUUUUACCCCUUUCCCCCUUCCCGAGCCGGGCGGGAGGUGGUCCCGGCACUAUAGUGCCAGGAAAACAAGUGUGUUUUCCUGGCACUAUAGUGGUCCUUUAAGGAGCUAGAUUUAUAGGUGAGGCUUUCUAUACUUACUAUCUAGUGCUCUGUUAUGAUGAAUACAAGCAAAAAAAAAUUAUUUCUUAAUCGUUUAAAGAUAGUCUUUCAAUAAAUGUUACUUGUUUCGUGGUUUUUUUUUUUUGUUUGUUUUUUUUUGGUUGCCAUUCCUCACUUUCUCUCACUUUGUCCGUCUAAGAAGAGUUCACUGUAUACAACAUGCAAUGUAUUCCAUGCUUCAAACCAUUUAUUUGAAUGGUUGUAAUCGUCAGGUGUGUACUGCAUGCAUGGUGCUCUCAUGUACCUUCAGAUUCCUCACUCACCAUCCGCCAUGUUCCCACAGUAGCCAUGCAAGCUCUUUUGUUUGUGCACUUUGGAAAGUUCCCUAUGGUUUCAAACUCAAGAAAUCACGUUUCCACAUCUAUCCCAGAGUUCCAAACUUGACAUGCAAAGGAGCACAGACGUAGAUUUCUGUAGAUACCGUUGGCAAUAAAACCUUUUUAAGCAUAGCUUUUUAAAAUAUUACCAGAGUAUGGGUGCACAUGUGUAUUAUAUUUCCAUUAGCUAUAGUCCUUGUCGAGUAGAAUUUAACUGCUGUGAGUGUCCCAUGAACCCUCCAUGCUUACAGUGACCACUAACUUUUCAAGUAAGUGUGUGUUUAUAAUGUUCCUGACCUUGGCUUGCUUUGUUUUCUAUGCCCUUGACCAUGGCUCAUAGUUUGACUGUUAGCCUGCUUCCAGUCCUAAUUGCUUUUGCCGUCAUAAAAAUUGGCUCCUCCCAUUGCUUUUGUGCUUUUCAGUCUUUUUUUUUUCUUCUUCUAAUUUUAAUAUGUUCUAUGUUGCGUGAGACUACAAAAGCAUGAAUUAUGUUUAAAACCACCUCCUUAAUUAAAGUGGUUUGGGAGCUUAUGCUGUAAUAUUGUAAUAGGGGAAACGACACUAUGAAUUAAAGGACCACUAUAGGCACCCAGACCACUUCAGCAUAAUGAAGUGGUCUGGGUGCCAGGUCCAGCUAGGAUUAACCCUUUUUUCUAUAAACUGAAACUGCUAUGUUUACUUUAGGGUUAAUCCAGCCUCUAGUGGUUGUCUCCUUGACAUCCGCUAGAGGCGCUUCUCACUGUGAUUUUCACAGUGAGAAGACGCCAGCAUUCAUAGGAAAUCAUUGAGAAUGCUUUCCUAUGGACUGGCUGAAUGCGCGUGCAGGGCUCAUGCCGCGCAUGCGCAUUCAGCCGUUGACGACAAGGAGGAGGAGGAGGAGAGUCCUCUGCCCGGCGCUGGAAAAAGAGGUAAAUUUAACCCCUCAUAGCCCAGUGGGAGGGGGGCCCUAGAGACCCUAUAAAGCCAGGAAAACGAGUAUGUUUUCCUGGCACUAUAGUGGUCCUUUAAUACUAUUUGAAACUGAAACGUUUUCAGUGCAGUUAAAUGUACUUUAUAAAGGCAUAUUGGUAAAAGAAAAAAAAAAUAUAUACUUUAGUUUUGUUUUUCAGUCCAACAAGAAAAUGACUGACUGAACACGGUGCCCAGGCCAUUUAAAUAUUUUUUUUUCAUAGUGGAGUUUGUUCUGGGCUGGUGACUCCGGAAUAACCCUUUAUAUGCCUUCUUGUUUUUCUGUAAUACCCUGUGAAUUGUCAAGGAGUUUUAGUUUCAAGACCAAAUAGCUAAAAUAACGACCUACCCUUUUUUUAUUUUUAUUUUUUUUAUUCUUUUUUUUUUUUUUACAGUUUAGUUGAGACACAAUUGGGAAUUGGGAACAGUAAUAUAUCCUAAUCUUAUGUCCUUUAUGGGGAGAAAAUAUUUUAUUUUCAUUUUUUUAAAAAGAGGAUGCAUAAACUGUCAAACCAAGAGAUCUAGGAAUUAUUGCACCAAUACAAACAUUGAAUGGAACAUUGUUGGUUUUGAGACCUGGGAUAGUGUGGUCCAACCAGUUAUAUUGUGUCCAAAUUUCCUUCAUCUUAAGUCUAGAUUGAAAGUUCUCAUCAUCCUAUUGUUCCUGUAACAUUUUGUAAAAGUCUCAUGUAUUGUUCAAUUUCCCCCUUUAUAAUAUUGUAAAGUUCUGCGGAAUAUGUUGGCGCUGUAGAAAUGAAAAUAACGUGACACUCAAGAUUUGUAUAUUCAAAUUUGUGAACCAUAAACGUCUGACUUGCUCGUUUUGUGUGAUUUAAAACUUAUUUUAUAAUAUCUGGCUGGCCAUCAAGGAUGGUUUAGUUCAGUUCUCUACAGUGCCAAGUUUACCCAUCACGGACCUUAGACCUUCUAUUGAGUCUUUUGAAACCUUUUGGUGAUAAUAGGACUUGGGGCAACCCGUUUGUAUGAUCAUGAAAACUUACUGGCGUAGCCUCAGCCCUAUGUAAUGCUACAAAUUCAUUUAAUUCCACUAUAAAUCUUUGUGCACUUGUUUCCCAUGAGCCCCUGCACUCUGCCUUGCCUGUGUUGACCAAUUAAAUAACGUACCUUUCUUUAUUGCAGCAAUAGCCACACAGGCCACAGUGGAAUUUCGUCGGAAGGGAUCCCAGUUGUCCACAGAUACAAUGGGCUCAAGCACCAUGUUUGAUGCUAAUGAAUUCCCAGAAAAUUACGAGGCAGGACGGGCCGAGGCCUGCGGCACUUUGUGUAGAAUAUUCUGCAGCAAGAAGACUGGGGAGGAGAUAUUGUCUGCUUACCUUUCCAGGUAUCCUUUCAAGGCCAAUACUUUUGGUCAAUAUUUCCUUUGAAUGGCUGAGUUGAUUAACAUGAAUUUGACAGGUGAGUUAUUUACAUUCUAGGACAAGCAGGUAGCCUGGAUAAUGAGUUGGGGUAAUCUUGUCUCCUGUAUUCAAGUAAAAAAAACAAAAAAAAACUUCAAUAAACUGUUUACAGUCCAACACUGUCAUUUUAGCAUACUCUUCGAAUAAAUAGUGAAUGUAAUAGUGUUGUCAGUGAAUUAAAUGGGCAGAAUUUUUUUUAUUUUAAUUAUUAUUGGUGGGGUAGGGGGGAAAGAAAAAUACUUGCAAGUUUUGAGAAUCAUACUUAAGUAUAUGUUUUCACUUACAGUAUAAAGAAACAUUGGGGGCUAGUUAUUUUCUCGAGAAGGCAUGUAGAGAGUUCACUAUGUAGCAGUUCCUGUCCUUAUUUUGAUUUGAACGCAACACUUUUUGCAGAAGUAAUGAUCUUCUGAAAACAUAAUGUUUUCAUACAUUACUAUAAACCACCCCAUUAUGCUUUAUCUUGUAUCAUAUUUUCUUAAUAUGUUUCCUCUUUUUAGGUUUUACAUGGUUUUGGUCCAGGGGCUGCAAAUAGGAGACUCUAUCUGCCAUCCUGUACUUGCAAGCAUCAUCCUGAACUCCCCUCCUCUCUUCUGCUGUGAUCUCAAGGGUAUUAAUGUGGUGGUUCCUUACUUCAUUUCUGCACUUGAAACUAUUUUGCCAGACAGGUAAAAUCUGCUAGGGAUGAAUGUGCAAUAAUGGCAAUUUGCUAUUGUAAGAGAUAAUCUCUUCCUAAUACUAUAGAAUGGAAAUCCAGAACAAAAGGUAAUAUGUUCGAGCUGAGUGUGUCAAACCCACCUAAUGUAUCACUCAAGUGCCUCAAACCUCUACUAGUGGUUGCACUCAAUUAUCGUACACGAUGCUUUAAGUUCUUUCUGUAAAACACAAAUAUUUCAAAUGUAAUCUUUAUCCACUCUACAAAGGUGAGUGUGCAUGCUAACUCAGCCUAUUUUCUGCUGAUGUUAUGAGAUGUAACACUACCUCUUGUAUCGCAUUUGUAAACUUUUAUAUGUGAAAACCUUUAUAAAAAAGGGAGUAUGCGAUGGACUUAAGUUUCUUUGGAGAGUUCAGAAAAUAGUUACUGCUCUUAAAAAUAGCAUGGUCUGAGUUAAUUAAAUUUAAUUGAAUUGGAUAUAGUGCCCGGAGUUUCCAUUCAGUAUUCAACAAUUUUCAAGCAGUUUAACAUUGAAUAUGGAGACCCUGAUUGCCCAUAGCUCAGUCCCUACUGGAGGUAUGGCUAAAGGAGGAGAUGACACACUUCCUUCUGGCCAUACCAAUUUAUACCAGAAAUGGAUGCUGUGAUAGGCUGAAAGUGGUCAGCUGACACUCUUGAACAUUCACAGCUUCCCACUGCAGCUUAGGCUAAUGCUUCCUUAUUAGCCCAAGCAGCACAGAGGGGAUUUUCUACUCUCUUAAAACAUUAGAAAUAGUUUAAGGCUAAAUAGGAUGGCACCAAUGAGAUUUCAGAUACUAUAACCACUGAAAUAAGAUGAUGUUGUAUCUGUAAUAUACAUUUUGAGCUAAUUUACUCACCUUUUAUACAGGAAAGUGUAUAGAAAUGUUAAAUAAGCCUGUAUUCCUGUGUUUCCGCACUCCAGUUGCUGCUCAAACAAUCGACCUUGAGUUUCGUAGCACAAACCUGAAUUUUCCAUUGACUGUAUAAUUUUGAACAAUUCUUUUUGAAAUAUUUAACAAACAUAGUCUCAAAACUUAGAAUUUUGCCUUUUUUUUUUUUUUUUACAGGGAACUUUCAAGGUUUAAAUCGUAUGUAAAUGCGACAGAACUGAGGAGAUCUAGUAUACACAUCUUGGUAUCACUGUUACCUCUACCACACCACUUUGGAACUGUUAAGUCUGAGGUAAUCAUCACUGACUCUUCUUUUCUGUAUAUUUUCUUUUUGUUUCUCUCUGAGAUUCUCUUUCACACUUUCUCCAAUACUUUUUGGAUUUUUUUUUAUUUUAGUUUUUGGGGGUUGAGUGUGGGUGGCAGUGCCAAAUCUUAGUCAUUGUACGUUGAUAUCAUGACAUUCUGGCCUAUGGACAUAUCUGAACCCAUACUAUAACAAACACACACUAAAUGUUUUAAACAUGAUUUUAUUCUGAAGAAGUAUACGGUUUAGUGGAAUCUAGGCUAUUGAUACAAAAACAUUGGGCUAUGUUUUUAUGAAAAUUAAGGCUUAGGAAGUAUUGGAAGAUCAUUUUAGCAAGUCUUAAAUGCAUAUGUGAGGGCCUGAACUUGAUGGACUUGUCUUUUCAGUCCCUCGUACUACUUAAUUAUGCUAUUUUUAUUUUUUUCGCUUCUCCCUUGCGUGUAAAAUCUUCUAAAGUAUUUUAUGAAUAACAUCACCGUAAUUCCUAGAUGUGUUACCUGCAGUGAAUACUCAUGUUUAAUGUUUUUGCUUACGAUGGAUAUUUGCCCGCUUUUUUUACACUAUAUAAACCGUAUAGAGCAACUUUGAGCAGUAGUGGUAAAAAUGGCGCAUUCGUCUGGAACAUUCAAUUGCUUUGCAUAGUAAAAUUCUUCUUAUUGUGUUUCUAAUGUUUCAAUCCAGCUCUGCAUACUAGACCAGUGACACAGAAGUUUUAGUGGAAUAUCAGAACAUACAUUUUCCUUCCAUAUUAUUCUUCGAGGAAGGGAUAAAUGACAGAAUGAUAGCUUGAUUUCCAGUAAAGUUUACAGAAUUGCAUUUUACAUGUCCAUUCUCCAGCUCACCCAUUCACACACUAUUUAACACACUAUGAUAUCUCUUUGAAUAAACCAGGAGUCCAUCUUUGACCUCUAAAGGAUGGGUGGUGGGCCACAGACCUAAAUCUGAGAGUCACUUAUGCAUGUUUUUACAAUGAAUGGAUCAACCAGUUACUACUUUGCAUUAUAUAAAUGUAUAAUGUUUCCACUGUAAAAGGGCUAAUGAAGGGAAAAAAUACAACUUUAAAGUUGGAUCUGUAUACAUUAAUGUGUUACUCUUAUUUUAAAGGUGCUGCUGGAGGGAAAGUUUAGCAACGAUGAUAGCAUGGUCAGUGAUAAACCAGUGACCUUUCUUUCCCUGAAGUUGAGACUGGUCAAUAUUCUUAUAGGAGCGCUACAGACAGAGACUGAUCCCAACAACACUCAAAUGAUUCUAGGUACAAUACUCACCAGUUACUUUUCCUUUCAGGUGGGGUCUGACACACAGGUGGUCUAGAAAUUGUAUUUAGAUCUCCUUAUCAAAAAGUCACAUUUACAACUAAAUAACUGUGCACAGCCUAGAAACUGGCUAAAGGGAGUACUGCUUUUGAAACCUUUGCCAGUUGUGUGAGUAGUACAUGAAGGACCACUACUGGACAAUAAUUAGCACAUCUGUCUUCUACAAUUCAUCCUAUACUAAAUAGUUAAAAGAGACACUCUAGUCAUCAGAAUAACUACAGCUUAAUAUAGUUGUUCUGGUAUCUACAUUACAAUACCUGCAGGGACAGGCAGUAAAGACUGCUUUUUAAUAGAAAAGGCAGGGUUUACAUUGCUGCCUAGGGAUACAUCCAGUGGCAGUUAUUCAGGUGGCCACUACAGGUGCUGCACAACUUGGUGCUGGAACAAAGAUAAGUUUCAUACGUCAGGGGGGCCAGCCACCUAACGUAUUUUUUUUAUUUAUUUUUUUAACCACCACUAUAGGGUCAGGAAUACACAUUUGUGCAGCACUGGCCUUCAGCAUCUCCAUGGAGAGUGUUGAUAUGCUGAACGCUUCCCAUAGAGAUGCAUUGACAUUUUGUUGCACAUUACCCUUCCAGUGCUUUCCUGUGGGAAAGCAUUGGAUUGGCUGAAAUCUAGAUUGAUUAUGUCAGCCACGAAAGCUUGGACAGCAUCGGCGAGACCAGCACGGUAAUCAAGAAAAGGUAAGUAACUGCCUUUUUUAAUCCACUCGCCUAAAUGAGGAAUCUCCUAAAUAGGUAGUCCAGCACUAUAGUGUUAAGAGUACAUGUUUGUAUUCCAAACACUAUAGUGUUCCUUUAAAGCUAUUACAACCUAUUGCUUAAAAAUAAAACAAACUUAGGGUUAGCGUUACAUUUUUUUUCUAUGAAUAAAUAUUUCAGUUUUUUUCAAUAUAUUACAAAAGUCUGGCUAAUUAUGGAUGUAUUUUUUUUUUUUUUUUUUUUACUUUUUAUAUAAUUAUAUAAUCGUAAAAUUAUUAAAGGGCUGCAACCAUUAGUUUCAGAGAACCCUACACUCCAAAAAAAUAUUUCCUGAACCCCCCCCGUACUUGCAUUCAAACAACCACCUAACCUGAGACUGAGAUUGGUCCACAACAAAUUGACCACAGAACAGGAGCUCACACAAAAUGGCCCUGUACGAUGCAACAAAUCACUCUGCAAACUGUGUCAACAUAUAUGUGGCAAUAGCACAGCCAGACACAAUAGCAAAUCAUACAACAUUAAGGGAUCAUAUUCGUGCACAUCUGCAAAUGUGGUGUACAUGAUACAGUGUACAGUGUGUGACAAAGGUUGCUACAUUGAAGAAACUGGCCUUAAGCUGCAUCUCAGAAUGAAUCUACACAGACACUCAAUCAAGAACCACAAGGAAACGAAUAUUGUACCCCUGUUGGCCAUCACUUCACUCAGACUGGUCACUCCAUCCAAAACCUCAGGAUUAAAGACUCCCAUGAAAGAAAGACAUUUAAGAUUAAAACGAUCACACAUUUCAACAUCAGAAAUAAAGGACUUAGGGGGGGAGUGGGCGGGCUGUGGAGCUGAACAGUCGCACAUGCUUUGAGCUCCCGGGCUCGGGUCUGAAUAUCAGACGAAAUCGGGGGCAACUUACCCAAUCUUGAACUCCAACACACCUUAAUCUGCUCCGUAGCAACUGACGAACCGGGGGAUACCUCAGACGCCCAGUAUACCCGCCGGAAUGACCGAGCUGGGGCCUAUGCCAAGCAGAGCAGGUGAGGGACAGCCGCUCUCCCAGCUCACAAACACAUGCAACGCCCGUAGCACACGGCUGCCUCCCCCCACCCCAGGACCGGUGGGGGUUAUCCCUAUCCAAACAUCCUCGAACGGUACACCUCUGUGGCCAUUAAGCGCAGACACCAGCACUUACCAGGCAACAAGUAUGCAGGCAGCCCGCCACGCCAAUAUGGCGGACGUGCAAUCAUGUGGAGGAGAAGAGCCGCCAAAACACAACCCCAAAACAAGCGACUCAUUCACUACCCGCCUGAAUGAGCUUUUCCAAACCUUCUGGGCACGAAUUAAGGCCAGACAAGCGGUGGAGCAGCAACAGAGGCAAGAAAACUGGAGUAAGGGGGACAAACAUGGCGGUGUCGACCGGAGUGGGCCUGGGCUACCCUUGGGCAAAGCCUUGAUAAAGCAGCCUACACCUCACCACGCUAGCCCAUCUGGGCCGCAGGCCACCAGGGUAACAAACCCGGCACAUCAACCACACAGGCGGAGACCGACCCGCCAAAGGCGGCGCAACACCAACAUAAAGGCCUCCAGACCAGUCCUGACAGGGAAGGAUCUGGCCCCCAGAGGUACCCGAAUCCGUGGCUACAAGAUGCCGGCCACGCUACAUGCCCGCAGCUGGAGGGCGCAUCGUGUUAACUCCCGGCCGACCGCCUACCAACAUGAAGCCCCAAUGCUGCAGACACGAUUCCCUCCUGAAGGAAUUGGGGUGACUAUCCAGCAAGCGGGUGGCUCCCCCCACGCUCACUAAUGAACGCUGCCCAGACACUCAUGAACACUGACUCUGCAUACCUGGAUUUUUCACAUGACUAUAUUUGUGACUGUCUCUGCUAUCUCCAUCUCUCACACAAUACCACAGAAGUACAUUUACCAUUUACCAUUGAUCACUUAUCACAGAUAGCCAUGUUACACACUUACCUACUCAAACCUACACACACACAUGUUUAUCUAUUUCUGUAACUUAAUCUCUUCUCUCUGUGACACAAUGGAUGUUUAAGCCUGCUUUUGAAAUACUAUUAUGCAAAGCUUUCAUGUCACUGUCUUAUAAGUGCCACUUUACAUGACUAUAGUUAAGCCUGUUUAUAAUAUAAAAUUGUGCAUACUGUCCACCUGUCCUGCAUGUUAAGCCAGGAAAGCUUGGGGACUGCCUUUGGGGCACCCCGGGCCUGCCUGUAUAAAUUUUAUGCACUGCAAACGAAAAAAUUCAAAAAAUGCAAAAAAAAAAAGAAAUAAAGGACUUAAUGUAGACUCUGGCUUUCUCACACACUACCAAAACUUUUUUAUAAACACACAUCUUAAUGUCUGAUCUAGUUCUUUUUCAAAAUUCUUGUUUCACCUUUUAUUGGAUCAAUUUAUAUACAUACAUAUAUGCAGCUAUAUACUUGCAUGCCCUGCUAUGCUGUUUUUUUCUUUUUCUGGCUAUUCUCUGCCAACCUGCACCUUUCACUUUUAAGCCCAUCUUCUGCUAUUUAUGACAUUCCACUCACCCCCACCCCCUCACCUUCUCUUACAUCAGUUGUUUUAAAUAAUAAACUCGAUCAGAUUGAUCAGUAUUGCUUCAGAACUGAGGAAGAGAGGAAAACUCUCAAAAGCUUGUCUUUGAAAUAUUAUGUUCAAUAAAAAGAUGUAUAAUUGUAUACUUCAAUAGUCUGGUAUUUUGGCAUCUUGUCUACUGGACUAAUACGGCUAAUCCAAUCUACUCUUUAUAUGCAAGUAUAUAAAUAUAUCCUAUCGUAUGAUUUGACAUUUGAGAAUAGUGAGUUAUAUAGGGAGUGAUAGCUCAUGUAUUCUUGAGAGAGAUUGGAGCUCAACUUUUUUUUUUUUUUUUUUUCUGAAAUGACUUACGUGCCAUUUUGUUCUGUGAUGAAGAAAGGACGUUUUGCUUUGAAGCAGACUAUUGCAUACUAAAGUUUUGAGGGAUUUAUUUUGUUGUUAAAGUUAGGUUUACAGUACUUCCAACAGCCUUACCAGAGAGUAAUCUGUAGCCUUAAUUUUGUUCAAUAUAUGCUUUGCAUUUUAGGGGCCAUGCUGAACAUUGUUCAAGACUCUGCAUUUUUGGAAGCAACUGGCAACCAGGUUGAAAUGGUAAGAGUUUUUAGCAGAUUUGUAUAAUUUCCUUUUUUUUGCAUAUUGCUUUCUGAUGUCAGACGUGUCAUGUUGAAUUUACUUGUAUGUUUUAUCCACACCUUAUGAUAUAGAACAUAUUCAAAUAUUACAAAUUAGAACUGUAAUUAAAGUAAUACUAUAGUGCUAGCAAUACAAAGCUGACUAAAAGUCUCCUAACAAACAGGGAGUUCCUCUAGUCAAUGAAAAGAAGUGGUCUGGGUGCCUAAAGAAAUUAACGUCCAUUGCUUCUAGAAACCAGUCCUUAUGGACCACCACUGCAAUUACUAUUUUGCGAUUAAGUAUGAAUUGCAAUAAAACCCAGUCAGUCAGAACUGACUUGAGAUGCCCAGAAUGAGACAGGAUGGAGUAACCCACCUGUGACAAGGGCAUCCAGCAGGGGGAGUGUUUGAGGGUAUAUUGUGUCUGUCUUAAAACAACCACAAUAUAUAUAAAACAUUUUUUUAAAGGAUGUAAGUAUGUUAAGUAAAAUUCUCAAAAUAUAUACAAGUGAUGAUAAAAGGACACUCCGAACAUCAAUACAAAUUUAGUGUAUUUCAUUGGUUUUGUUCUCAUUAAUAUGCUGUAUAUCUUCAAUGCUCAAACCUUUGUUUUUGCACAAAAGAUAUUUAGCAGAAUGUUAUGAGAUAUUCUCUCCCACUACACAGAAACUAAAUAAACUGAAAAGUGAUUGGAGGCCCAUGAUUGGUCUCAUCUUCACAGAUGAAAAUUGUACCGCAUUGGGUAUAAAUUUCUAGAGUAUAAGGUCAUUUUGCACAAGUUGUGCAAUGCUCGUUCCCCUUUCUGUGAUCCCCUGGUGCUAUAGAAUUGAGUGUUAGUUGAACCAUAACCCAUGGCCCGAGCUAAGCCAUUCCCUUAAGGGCUACCUUAAUAUACAAGCCUGGAGCGAGAUGGCCCCCAACCCUACUGCUCAUAACAUUGUGCCAUCCUCCAAUCAGAAGAGACAUGUUAAACUCCGCCAAAUACAUCCAACGACGGAUUGUUGAGCUAGUUCCGUUUAUAGACUUAGUGCUUAAAUAUAUAUGAACACCUUAUACCCUGCACUUGUCUGGUUUGCCCUGGUUACUUAGAAUAAUGGGGAAACCAGUGUGUCAUUUUCUCCAUAACCAUUUAAUUUUUUUGAUUUAUUGUUUUUACUUUGAAAUUAUUUUUUUUUUUCUUGGAGCUUAAAGUGUUUGAUGUGUAUAUUACAUAGCUCUGCAUCAAUAUAAACGCAGAGCAAAGUAUCUUUAAAUUACACAAACUACACAAUAUGUAAUAUGUAUACACAAUAUGUAUUUUCUGUAGAUGUUCAAAGGAGUGAUUAACUGCAUGCUAAGCACAUUACAUAUAAAUGAAUAAUUCUGGGUGGAUUUUGUUUUUUGGGGAUGCAUUUCAGAUAGAAAAUAAUUUGCUGAAAAGCCACAGUCGGACCAACAGUGGAAUAAGCACAGCGAGUGGUGGCAGCACUGAACCCACUACACCAGACAGUGACAGACCAGCACAGGCACUAAUGAGGGACUAUGGUAAGACUGAAGUAGAUUCUCUGCAAUUUGUCAGAGAACUCUAUUCGCAAAGCUUUAUUCUAAUCACUUGUCAUUCAAACAAAAACCAGAAGGGUGUGGAAAUCACAAAAUUCACUUUGAGCAAUGAGGAGUAAAUCUCUCUUCUCUGAGAAUUUUGUAAGUUUAAAAAAAAAAAAAAGAGAGAGAGAGAAAUACUUUUUAUAUUUUGUGUCUUUUCAAAUCGAGUGUAAGAUUAGGUGAUAUUGAAUUGGGAGCUAUUUUCAUGCAUAUAUUGCAUACAUAUUUACUUGUAUGUCCUAAGCAAAGUGUGUUCUGAUUACCUUUUCAAGAUCAGGAUAAAGAAAUCAGAAAUAACACUCCAUUGCUAGAAACUAAAGCGUUAACAGGCUUCUGAUACUUUUAUCCUGUAAAUAGCUGACCAUUCACACCCAGUAAACCACCCCUGGGCUGUGCUGUAGGCAACAUCGUUUUUAACUCUUUGAGGAAUGAAGUGUAUGCACAAAUCUUGUAACUAUUGGAUAAACAACCUUGUCUUAGGGCAUGUGCAUGCUGAGCAGAUGUGCGGAUAUAAAUUAUAUAGAGUAACUAGUCGGACUGACGUUUGCAGUAUAUAGAUCUGCACUUUGGCUGUUCAUGAACUCCUCCUUGAGACGCGUGAUAUGCUGAAACCUUGAAGCUUUCCUGUUUUUCAUUAACAAAGUAUGCAUGAAUCCUCCUGUGCAAAAUGAUUAGCGCCAUGUAUGUUUGAUGCCAUUAUCUAAGCAUUCUUGGAAAUACCUUUCAUGACACGCUAUGCAGUUUAAUAGCCCGACAUAAUGAAUCUAGACCUUUGAUCAGUGAGAUCAUGCAAAAUGCUCUUUUUUAUUUUAUUUUAUUUUUUACUUAUUUAUAAAGCAGAAGCUAUUCUGUAAGCUAGUGUGGACAAACUUUAACAUGUCUUCCCUGGAAUUCCUCUUUGCUGUAAUGGUCACCCAUUACAUGCACGUUUACAGUAUGCUGUGAAAAAGGUGUUUUUUUUUUGUUUUGUUUUGUUUUUUUAAAUAGUUUACAUUUUUACAUUUUAUUAUUUAUUCAUAUUAUUAGUAUUUUAUUUUGCCCAUAUGUCCUUUAUGCACAUUUUCCUGUUUGAGUAACAAAACAUAAAAUCGGAAGCUUCUAAACCUGGAAUGGACAAUGCAUGCCAUUCCAGAUGUUUAAAAUUACAUCCCUCUUGAAGCAUCUAGAGAGUUGUAGUUAUCAGCAUCUGUAGUUGUUGAUAAUUAUACCUCUGUUUUAAACUGAUACAAUUCAUUUUAAAAUAUUGCUUAUUCGUGUGGGUUGAGAUUUUGUUUAGUGCGGCAGAGACCAUAUCCCAGGAGUCUCAUAGGAAAACAAUAACUCCUCUCUUUGCUGUUGUUUUUCCCGUAGGAUAUCCAGGUAUCAGUCGAACCACACAAUAUUGUAAUUCUUUUAAUUCUAUAUUCAUGACACCAAUCCACUCAGUACUUCUCAAGUGCAAAUUAAUUACUAACAUCCACAAGGACUCUGUUAAAUACCAGGAAUGCACAUUUGUAAUCUUUUUGUAUACCAUUUUAUCUCAAAUCCCAUUAAAUGUUUGUUGCAUGAUUUUUCAUAGUAUAUGCUUAAUUACAAAGUUCAGGUAAUUCACAGCAGAUUUCCAAAAAAGGAAUUUAUUUUUUUUGGUUAAUGUUUUGGUACCUGGAGCAGUCUUUUGCAGGUGAUGACAGUGUGUAAAGACAUCUAGUAAGAAGCAUGCAAAAGUAGUUUGUUAAUACUAUACUCUGUGAUUCUACGUACAGUAAUUGGGAGAUGUAGUUCUUGGAAUCCGUGGGUGUCGGAUCCCGUAACUGUUGGUUCAUCGUAUAGGAGUGAUUCACUGCCUCCAUUUAAGAAAAAGGGGUGGGUUGGAUCUACUUCUAUGCGCCACUUCAUGCCAUGCCAGGGGUAGCUGGAAGUGAUAAACUGAGAGCAUAAGCUUAUUGCUGUCAGCCAAACACUGCUCAAAUCAAUGGUAUGGUGAAAGGGGUUGAGCUGCAGGUGGCCAGGGAUUGAGAAUUUCUGUUAAACCGUGAGUAAGCCAUUAGAGGUGGUUAAUUAUACCUGUAUAUUAAGGGUCUAAAAUUAGUUGUGCUAUACUACUAGCCAGGCCUGAAACGUUAUUCACCACUGUUAUCGAUAGUAUACCAUCCAGGGGUGAAUUUUUACUAGCCAGGGCUAAAUUUUCACUUUCCAAUCGAUAGCGGAAAUUCUGAGCCCUGAUUUAUUGCAUAGUUUUACUUGUUGAAAUGCACAGAUGGAAGACACACAGCUGAAGUCAUAUUACCCUGAGUUGAGAGGCUACUAGCCUUACAGUUUGCACUUACAUAAUUUCUGUAUUAUUGGUCCUUUACACCUUUCAUUUGAUAGGUAUAUGGCAGUGAUGGCGAAUUUGGUACCCCAGAUACUAUCCUACUUUUCACACAUUGCAUGGUUUUUGCCUGUGAUUGCCAACUUACAGCUCUCCACCUGAUGUAAGCUUUGCGGGAGCUGGAGAUCUGCAGGCGAUUUGUAACUGGUGUGAAGAAAACCAAUGUGUGAUCCUUUGAUCACAGAUUAGAUUCCGGGGGUGCUUCUCAUGUUGUGUUGGUGUUAGUCCUGCAAAAUAUGCACUUAAAAUCAGUGCUUUCAAGGUGAACCUGCUGUGAAUUUACUUGUCUUAUUUACCUCUAACUUUAUUUGAUUAACACCAACCUGUAUCAACUAAUGGUGAUCCUAGGGAGAGGGAUUGGUGAAGGCCCCUGGUUUGUAUUUUUCUGUGCUCACUGGCUGCGUCCUGCGCCUGAAUUGUCCGCUUCCCAUUACUAACAAGAGGUUGGUUGUUUUCCCUCCCCUGCUUUGCAUUCGUUCUUCGGUUACAUACUAGCUCUUCAUACAGAUACAGCUGCCGGUCUGCUCAAGCGCAGUAUUCAUCUGGUCACCCAGAGGCUCAACUCUCAGUGGAGGUCGGACAUGAGCAUUUCAUUAGCAGCCUUAGAACUACUGUCCGGUUUGGCCAAGGUGAGUGCCGACUCAGUGCUGAUCAAGGCUUUGCAAAUUCAGUUGUAGUAUUUAUUUAGAAGCACUUAUAAAAACUUAAUGGCUACUAUAAAAUAUCGAUUAUUUUCAUGUAACAAGUUAAGCGUAUGAUAGAAUAGAUGGCCCAUUCGUCAUAUAUAGUUUUUUGCUUUUAAGUGCAAUUCAAAUUGUAUUGAACCUUUUAAAAUGUACAACAAAGAGAUUAUCACUGUGAAUCACCUUAGAUCUGAAAGUGUUAAAGUACAUAUUUGAGCUUACUGGUGGUAAAAAGGCUGAUAUAAAAUAAAUUCGUAAAAUACACGUAAGUCCUCCAACAAUAUCAGAGACUCAGAAAUUAUAAGAUGUUGUGUUAGUAUCGAUCCAAGGGACACACAUUUAAGAAUACUCGGGUAGGUAUUAACUGCUGCUGUCGUUUUCUCUAUUUGGUCAGUUCCCUGCUAGCAGAUUGUAGUCUCUUUCUAAAAUGCAGUUUUUUGGUUAGUUAAGGAAAAGGUAAAACCUAGUGACGGCAUAAAGGUUGACUUUUACUCUGUCUUCUUUGGUCUGAGUGUAUUCAUUUAAUCCAUUAGGGCCCAAUGACAUGCCAGGCAUGGGGCUAAAUUGUAUAGUUGUGUUUUGUUUAACUCACUUCAGCAAGCUCUACUCUAUUCCUUCUCUCCUUCACAGGUAAAGGUUGCUAUAGACUCCUCAGACAGGAAGGGAGCUGUGAGUUCUGUAUGUACAUACAUUGUAUACCAGUGUUCACGACCAGCCCCACAUCACUCCCGCGAUCUGCACUCCAUGAUUGUAGCUGCAUUCCAGUGCCUGUGUGUCUGGCUCACAGAGCAUCCAGACAUGUUAAAUGAAAAGGUGACUAAUUGUGUUUGCAUUAACAUCUGUGGGGUGUGCGCUAAAUGUGUGCAAUAAAGUGUAAGAGGAGUAUGCUGCUUGAACUAUUCCUACUGCACUAUGUAACCUACUCUAUGGAUCCCACUGGUUCCUAUACUUCCUCAUAAUGUUCCAUUUACCUCUCCAUACAACGCAUUAUAUUGCUCCAUUUAUCCAUAUAAACCUUCAUAUUGCUCUGUCUACCUCUCCCUAUAACUCCUCAUAUUGCGCCAAUAACCUUUCCCAGUAACUGCUCAUAUUGCUCUAUGUACCUCUCCCCAUAGCUCCUCCACUCAUAUUACUCUCUUCUUCUCUAUCUGACUCUCUUUAGUACACAUGAUGCACUGCUCUAUAAUACUUCCUAUUAGUCUAAAGAAUUGUUGAUUUAGCAUUCCUGAUUCUUUAAUGAAACCUCACGCAAAUGUUAAACCACCCUUUCUGUAGGACUGCUUAAAGGAGGUGUUGGAGAUUGUAGAAUUGGGUAUUUCUGGCAGCAAGUCAAAAACAUCUGAGCAGCAGGAGGUACGUUAUAAAGGUGACAAGGAGCACAAUCCAGCCUCUAUGAGGGUGAAGGAUGCUGCAGAAGCCACAUUAACAUGGUAAGUGCUCCUAUACUUCGGUUCUAAGCACUGGUAGAUUAUGGCCACGGGCAAACUAAUAUUUAUGCUUUUGAGUUUGUGAUGUCAAGUUUUGCUUGUAUAAACAUAUAGAUAUGUCAAAAUACAUGUACAGGUUUUACAGUUUUUUUUAUUUUUUUAUUAUUAGUUAUAUAUUUUUUAUUAUCCGCUAUCGAUCGUAAUUUAAAUUGCCAUAUGAUAAAAGGCAGCAAGUGCACGCCAACUUGAGUGCACAUAUGACUGCAAAAAAAUAUUUGAUUAUAUAUUUUUUCUUCUUCUUCUUCAACCCUAUAGUUUUCAUUACUCAAUUUCUCUAUAUUCUCUACAUUCUUGCUGUACUAAACAUACUCUAUAACUUCAUAUGGAAGGUUUAAGGGAUCAUUAACCUUUUAAAAGGAACAUGAAGAAACUUUCCUGGGCUUGAGAAUGUGAAAAUGAUCUCUCCAGCCAUAAGACGCUACUUUGUGGUGUACUACAUUUUUUCUGAAAUACAGAUGUUUACCAAAAUCAAAUUGCAAGUCUUAUGCUACUAGCCAAGCUUUAAAUGCUACUUGCCACUGCAAGCCUGAAAAAUCUGUGGCCUUUCAUAAAGGAAGAAUUUGUAUUGGCCAGUGUUAAAUUUGCACUCGACGAUGGUUACCGAUGAGUGGACAUUUUGAUCCCUGCCAUAGUUAUAGUGUGAUGAAUGUAACGGUUUGCUCUUCUUUCUGACCUGCUUCGUAGUAUCAUGCAGUUGCUUGGGGCAUUUCCACCUCCCAGUGGUCCAGCCUCCCCUUGCAGCCUAGUGAAUGAGAGGACCCUGAUUACCUACUCCCGGCUGCCCACUGUGAGCAAGUAUAGCUUCCGCUAUUUUGUCCUGGACAACAGUGUCAUCCUAGCAAUGUUGGAACAACCACUUGGCAACGAACAGAGUAAGAAGACCAUUCCAUGUUGGUAGUUUGACUACUUAGACUGCUUAAGCAAAUAGUACUGUGACGUCCUGUGUGUGGGUUCAGAGAUCCCUUUAUCCACACAACCCAGUAGUUAAAAACUGCUAAAUGUCGUCUGUAGCAGAACAAAAACUUGCAGGUUCUAUUAAAAGGGAAAGAACCACAGAACAUGAUCGGAUUAAGUGAUCUUUUAAAAAGAUUAUUUGGAUUAUUUUAACAAAUGAAAACUGAAUGCUUUUGUCAAAAUGAAUGCGGUUUCACAGCUAGCAGCUGCCUCUCAUGGUUACUCACUAAAGUGGGAAUUGUUGAGAAUUUAAAUUGAAUUUAAUGCCAAUUUAGCAUUUCCUUAAGUUUGUAAUUUACUUAAAAUUCCUGACCAUUUUCACUUUAGUAAAAUAUCCUGUUAGUGUCAAGGUUAUGCACUAAUCUAAAGUUUAAAUUGUUAGGAAUUCAUGGUAAAUUUCCACUUUAAAAUUCAGUAUCCGUCCACCGCUGCCAUGUUAGAAGCAUACGUUCAGAACUUCAUAUGUAGUACAUUUCAUUCUGCUGAUUACAUGUUAAGUGGGUUUUACUGAAGAAGCACAUUGUAAACAGACUGACUUUAAAAACCAAAACAUCCUUAGCAAGAAUCAGAUACUCCAGCAAAUUAACGAAGUAUUAAGGCAUUGUGCAAUGCAUAUUGUACAUACAAAAACAUAGGCGUAAUCUAACAUUCAAGUUGCACCAACAUUUCAAUGUUUUUAAAGCAACAUUUUAAAUUUGGUUGGCUGUGUUGCUAUAAGCCAUUUAUUGGCAGUUUUGCCAGAUCACUUUGGCGUGCGUGCGUGCUUAUCUUGCUUAAUUCAUCCAUUGAGAUGUCUGACAGUCUGUGAGAUAGAGAUUAAAUAGACUUUUUCCUUCUUGUUUUGAUUUGGCAGGCAAUCCCAGUCCAUCCAUCACUGUUCUGAUUCGAGGUAUGUCAGGACGCCACGCCUGGUCCAUGCAACUGUGUCACCUUCCCAGAGCAGCAAGAGCCAGUCAGAGGGUAAAUAAUACUCAAUUAGAUACUGAUCUUUGGAUAUUAAUUACUUUUUUAUUUUUUUUGUUUUGUUUUGCUGCAAAUUAAAAUUAAUAGCAACUUUUUACAACCAUAUGCUUUGCAAGCAGAAAUUGCACUCUCUGAGCGUACAUUGGUUAUUCACCAAAAGUAUGUGUGAAAAUCAGACACUAAAGCUAAAGGCAAUACAGUGGUAACAAAUCUGGACAUUAGUUCAGAACAAUGCAGUGUGUGUAUUAAAAUGUAUUUAUUUUAUUUUUUUAAAUUUGGGCAUGUCCUGAAUCUUGCAUGUAGGAUCCAGAUAUUUAGCCAGCAUUGCAAAAUUACCAACUUAUCUCUGAACAGGGAUCUUAUUAAAAUAGAUUUGAUUGCAUCUUACCGACAAAUCGUUCUUUAACUAAUUUGGAUCCUCUGUUAACCAAGAGGUACCCAAAUAUGUGGUCAUUCCUAUUGUUAAGACCAUAGGGAGCAGUGUGAAUGUUAAUAAUAGAGUGAAAUAAUAUUGUACAGCAACUCAGCUCAUGUGUUCUCCCCUAGCUUUCCUCUGCUUCCCCCUCGCUGUGUGCACACUUUCAAAGCUUGUGUUUGAGAAGCAGAGGCUUCUCAACUAGAAGUUUGCGCUAGGGAAAAAGUGUAGGGACUGCAAAGGCCGCAGACAUACGGACUGCAGCUUCUGCAAGCUGUGUUUAAAUAUACCCCCAAACACAAAAUGCAUAACUAAAAUGCUUGUUUGUUUUUCUUUAGAGGUACUAAAUGGGGAUUUUAUUUUUAGUGUGGAGUGUUCAUGUUUUAGUCAUCACUGCACAUGUUAACCCUUCUGUUACCUCACUAAUCAAAAACUGCCAUCUUGCUAGAAUCGUUCUUAUAUUGAAUGAGUUUUCUGUGUGUAUGUAUAUGUAUGUAUGUAUAUAUAUCUCUUUCUCCCUAUCAGAUGUUUAUUCCCGAGAGCAGGCCGGAGCCAAAAAGCAAUGUUGGCAUUAAGUACAAUGUGAAGCAUCGUCCAUUUCCAGAAGAGGUGGAUAAGAUCCCCUUUGUUAAAGCUGACCUAAGCAUUCCCGACUUGCAUGAGAUUGUUACAGAAGAGGUAAGUGCAGCUUCCCUAGCCAGUAUAGACACACAUCUGCUAGAUCUAUUAAAAUUACAAAAUAGUGUACGCAUGCAGUGACUAAGCACAGGACGGGUCUUGAACCCAUUGGGAGGGAGCAAGCCCAGGUCUAACACUAUGGAUAACAUGUUAUUGAAAUAUUAUUGUAAUGUAAUAUACCAUGUAACGGCGGUUAUGAUGUAUACUAUAUGUGAGAGCAUGUGAUGUACUGCCAUACCUCCCCUCUCUUCUGUAUCCCAUAUACCCACAUUAUUGAAAAAUAAAAAUUGUCAAAUUGGAAAAAAAAUUACAAAAUAGUAUUCAUAGAAGCCUGGAAAUAGUUGCUAGUAAGGUUAAUGAAAUGCAUAGUCCAGCUGUCAACUGAAGGCUCACCAUUCACAUCCAAAUAAGACGAUUUUGCAGUCUACAAAAAAAUCCUAACAAUUCGACCCUUCGAUUAUAAAUUAAAUCCCAGUUGCAAAUUGCAUUUCCAAAAGCAGGGAGACCAUUGUCUCCUUAUGCUGUAAGCUUAAACAGUGGGCAGAAAGAGCUUUUUAAUUCCAGUGCAGUGACCAGUCAAGAUGCAGGCGUGUAAUAUUUAUGACACUGAUUUUUUACUUUUUAAUCAGUACUAUAAAUUAUUUGGAGCGCAAAUGAAGUAAAAUCCCGGUAGUAAUUCAGAUAUGGGUGACAUGUUUAAUCACUGUCAGAAUCCUCAUUCAUCUCUAUAGCAGCUAAUCAGUCAGUGAUCAGGAUCUGUGUAGAUUGAUUACUGUUAAACUGAAAAUGGCAUCAGUACAGAGUACAGUAUCUCCCUUGGCACUGCCACGAUCCCCUCCUUGGGUUGCGUCAUCCUGGCAGUAUGCUUGCAGUUGUGAAUCUACAAAUAGUACAAUGAGGAAUCCGCUCCAGCUGAUAGAAGGGAGCCCCAAGUAUCCAUUGAUACCAGUUUUUCCAAAUGUGAGCAGGGGUUUAACUCUGAUCACACUACAUUUUAAUAUGAAAGAGCUGUAUUUUGAUCUCACUUUGACAGGUUAGCUGCAUGCAGUCUGGGGCCACUAAAAAUGGCCACAGCUGUAAGAGGGGAGCCCCUGGAAUCUAUUGAUUUCUGGGAUUCCUGGUGUGAGAAGGGAUCUAACUAUACUAAAACCACGAUCUAGUUAAAGGCAUUUAAAUGCCUAUUUAAACAGCUGUUUGUAGCUCUGAUUUUCAGCACUGCAAAGAACUCAUCAAAAAGUCCUGGGCCACAAAAAAUUACCCAAAGUGACACAGGGGACCCCCAUGUAUCCAUUAAUACCUGGAAAACUCUGGUUUAGCAGGGAUUUAACCCUUCUCACACCAAAUCUGUCAAUAAGCCCUAAAGGCAUUAAACCCUAUUAUAGUUAAAAAAAAUAAUAAUAAUUACAUGUCCUUAAGGUGUUAAACCAUUUGUGAUCCCAGAGUGCAACCCAUUGGCCAAGGAAAGAGAAAAACUUACUGUAAGAUUAGCAAGUACUCCAAAUGUCUUUCACAUUAUAGAGGUGGUUUGUAAUUCCCUCCGCAAAUGGACCUCGCUAUUUGCUCUUAGACAAGUAUGCACUCAUAACAGUUUAUGCUAUGUUCUUUGUCUGGUUUUAUCAGUUAGAAUUAAGGCAUGAAAAGCUGAGACUUGGAAUGUCAAACCAAAUCCAAUAUGAGACAACAUUGAACAAGGCGAAAGAGGAGGAAUGGAGAAAGAAAAACUAUCCAGACCCAGUCACUGAGUGCAAGCCCCCAUCUCCAGCACAGGAGUUCCAGACUGCACGCUUGCUGCUUUCACACUUUGGAUUCCUGUCUCUUGAAGCACUGAAGGUAAGCAUCAAGCAGGUCAUUAAGGCUAUGACUGGUUAGAUAAAUUACUUAAAUGACAUUCGAUGAUGGCCUUUAAAAUCUUAAUUUUUUGUGUGUGUUAACAUAAACUAAUGCAGAUUUGCCUGCUCAGUUUCCAGGCUAACUCAUAUUUCGAUGUUUGUGUUGGACAGUGUACAAUCAGUUCUUAAAAGCUUUGGGGACACAGUGAGCAGAUCUGGCAAUCUGCACAAUCAAAAAUGCAAGAAGUUUCAGAGCAUUAUGGGGGAGGAUUAAGCUGUGCAUCCACAAACCACAUGCAGCCUUUACUUGCUGGUCUGUUUAGACGAGAUAAUAUGCAAGUAGGGAAGCCUAUGUUUUCAGCAUUUGCGAAUUGAAUAUAAUUAACAUAUCUAGACCAGUUGCUAACAAAUGCAAAACAUGUCUGUAUUGGUGGCAUCUUAUGCUGAAACAUGGCAUUAACAGGGUCUUUUCCCCAAUAUGUUGACUAGAGUAACCUUUUAACAGAUUGCAUGAAGAUAUUGCGUAGCUUAUGGCCUAUGUUGUUUUGUUACCUGAACUGUGAAAACAUAUUUGUGUGAUGGGAUAAACGCUCGCUCUCUCUCUCUCCCUCUCUCUCCCCCUACGUCAAAGUACCCCAUAUUCGGCAGUUCCUAUCCUAGUAGCAGCCUAAUGCUUGCUCUUAUGAGAUUAAUCCACUUACUUGGGAAAUACUUCCUUACUGGGACUCUCUGCAAGUCAAGGCUAAAUAGGGUCCUGGAAUGAGGCACCUGUAACAGGGAGGGGUGCAAAACCAAGGAGUUGGCCUGGGACUCCCAAAUAUAUAAAGGAAACCAAGAGGGCUGCACUCACCUGAACAUGUUGAGUUUUAAUCUCAUAAGAGCAAGCAUUAGGCUGCUACUAGGAUAGGACCUGCCAAAUAUGGGGUACUUUGACGUAGUUGGCAGGCUUAUGCAAUGUAUGAUCAUAUAAUGUAACUAAACCCCCAUAAUUUUUUGCCUAGGUGAGGUGUUUUUAAAUAAAACUAUUACAAUCUCUAAGAUUUGAAAUCAUUGUUUAGUGAAUAAGCAAGUGUGCUGGAUUCUGUAUUUUGUAUAUUUUGGCCCCAGCAGCACCCUAUAAUGUAUGCAUGUUCAGGUGAGUGCAACCUUCUUGGUUUUAUAUAUUUUUUUUAUAUAUAUAUAAUAUAUUUAUUUAUUUUAACAUUUUUUAUUUUUAUUUUUAUUUUCGCAAAUAUUACAUAUGUUGCAAGUAGACGGUGGGAAUGCACCGUUCAAACAGUUUGCUACAGAAAAGAGAAGGGGGGAAACAGGGGUGAUGCAGAACAAAGAUAUCGUUAUCAGAGUCAUAUUACAGGGUAGUAGCAUUGUGUGCACGUCUUGCGUGGUGUUGGGGUCGCUCUCCUGGAGCCCUCCAGGUGUUAGGUGGGAGUUGGAAAUUCGAUGAGCCAUGGGUCCCAUAUCUUGUCGCAAUGUAUGAUUGUCAUGAAUAAGAGCUGACUUGCUGUUCAUUUUCCUAGCUUUGUCCAUUUUUUUUAAUUUUUAUUUUUUUACGUCGUCUAUAGUCGGGACUGUGAGUACGCCUCAGUGUGUGGCAAUGGAUCUUCUGGUCAUUAAGGCUUGUUUGACCAGUAACUUGCUUUGUGCUCUGGGUGUGUCUUUCAGCGGUUUAGAAAGCAGCCACGGCCAGGGGUCCCCGGGUAUGGUAGUCAAAACUGACCAUAGUUGUGUUAUGUGUUGGCAGUCCCACCAAAGGUGAUAGUAUGUCUCCUUUUGCCCGCAUCUCUUCCAGGACCGGUCUGAUGUGGAGAGUCUCAUCUGUUUUAACUUUAGGGGAGUGUGAUACCACCGCAUUAGUGUCUUAUAGGCCUGUUCUUUGUGAUUAACACAGAUGGUAACUGUUGCCCUGGCAUCCCAGUUGGCUGUCCAAUCCAUGGGGUCAUCGGGAGGCCCAGGUCCCUCUCCCAAGCUGAGACGUAAGACAGUUGUGUGGUUUGGGUCACUUUGACCAGUAGGGAGUACGUCAUGGAGAUUUAAUUUUUCUGUAUGUGGUUGUGGAUGCAUGUUUGUUCGAAAGCACUGAGGGGGGUUUGCCCUGUUCUUUUAUAUUCAGUGGUGUCUAUGAAAUGUCUUAUCUGGAGGCAUCAGAAGUGGUUGUAUGUAGUGAGUGGUGUCUGAGUAACUAUUUUUAUUCUUAUUUAUUGAUUUAGAACUUUAAAGUCUGUUUUUCCUUGUAUUUUGGUCAAAUUUUAUAAUCUAAACAUCCAAACCUUUUCUGAUUUUUAGGAGUCUACAAAUAGUCGUCUACCUCCUCACCUCAUUGCACUUGACUCACACAUGCCUGGUUUUUUUGAUGACAUUGGGUAUUUGGAUUUGUUGCCCUGCCGCCCUUUUGACACCGUUUUUAUCUUCUACAUGAAGGCUGGUCAGAAAACAAGCCAAGAGGUAUGGAAUAGUGUGUGUGUGUGUGUGUGUGUGUAAUCUCCCUUUAUAGUAUUGUAAAGCACUGCAGAAUAAUGUGCAGCUAUUUAAAUGUGAAUAAAUAUAAUAUCCUAUAUAUGGACUGCUUCUGUGAGAAAUUUUGUAUGCUGGUUAUGUCUUUUUGUUAUACUGGACAUUCUGCUUGACUUUAACCCCUUCAGGACGGGUGACGGACGAGGUCCGUCACGCAGGGGAGACCCUUAACGACGGGUGACGGACCUCGUCCGUCACGCGGUAAAAUUAACCCCGGAUCGCCGCUAUCGCGGCGAUCGCGGGGUUAAUGGUGCUCCCGGUAUGCCUCUGCAUUAGAGGCAUACCGGGAGCACCCGGUCAAGCUGCCCAGCACAUGUGCUCGCUCUGACCACAAGUCUGAGCGAGCACAUGUGCUCAGUAUACUCACCUACCGGCUCCCUGCACUUCCGGGUUCUGUGUGAAGUGCAGGGAGCCGGAUCAGUGCUGAUCCUGCCCCCUGCUGUUAAAAAAAAUAAAGUUUAUUUAAAGUCCCCCCCCCCUUACCCAUUUUAAUAAAAAAAUUAACCCCUUCCCUGCCAAUUGAUCACUGACUACAGUGAUCAAUUGGCAGGGAUUACAUUUUACUAUGAUCUGAUUUUUUUUUUAACCCCUGAGGGUUAAUUCUUUUUUUUUUUAACCCUCAGGGGUUAAAUUAAUUAAAUUAAUUAAUUAAAUUAUUUUUAAGUUAUAUAUUUAGAUAGCUGGGGUAGGUGGAAGUUAGUGGGGAAUUGGGGGAUUUGACGUUAGGCUAACUAGGGGUUAACGUUAAAAAAAAGUUUUAAAAGAAACUUUAAAAAGUUAAAAAUUAAGCUUAAAAAAUGUUUUAAUAACAUUUAAGUAAUAAAAACAAAAAAAACACACUUUACCUAGUCCAAAUAAAAAUUAACCCCUUCCCUGCCAGUCGAUCACUGCCUACAGCGAUCAAAUAGAGAUCACAGUAUUAUACUGUGAUCUAAUUUUUUUUAACCCCUGAGGAUUAACUUUUAUUUAUUUUUUUAACCCUCAGGGGUUCAAUUUAUUUAAUUAAUUAAUUUAAAUAUUUUAUAACUAUAUAUUUUGCUAGCUGGGGUGGGUGGGAGUUAUGGGAAAAUGGGGAAUUUACUGUUAGUGCUGCGUACUGCUAGUUAGGGGUUAACAGUAAAAAAAAUAGCUUAGAAAAAUGUUAAAUCUGUAAAAAAGUUUUAAGAAAGUUUAGGAAAGUUUAAAAAAAAUUUAUAAGCAAAACAAAAGUUUAAAAACUAGUUUUUAAAAGUAAAAAAGUUAUAAAAAGUAAAAAAAUACAUUUUAAAAACGCUCAUUACCACUACACCUGGAACAAACUAGUGAAAAAAGUAUCCCACGCCAAGGUUCAAAAUAUGCCUUUUGAAUUACCCCAGGGUGUAUUCUUUAAUAAAUAGUAUGUGUUUGUGGGGAAGUUUCAAUAACCAACCGUCUAAACUAUUCCAAAUUGGAACAUGGACACAGCGUAAAACUUCAAAGUUAGAAAAAAACUGAAUGGCUGCGUCUCAAAUGCGCCCCUUCAACAUCCACAUAUACCUGGCAAAGGUACAUACGGGGGUAUUGCUGUACUCAGCCGACAUAGCUGAGCAACAUAUGAAGUAUUAUACAGUCAUAGUACACAUAAGGUUUGCAAAAUAUGCUGCGCAAACUCACUUUGUAUGUCAAAAAGGCAGAAAAAAUGCUUAUUACCACUACACUUGGUACAAGCUAGCGGAAAAAUGAUCCCACGCUAAGGUUCAAAAUAUGCCUUUUGAAAUACCCUGGGAUGUCUUCUUUAAGAAAUGGUAUGGCUUUAUGGGGAAUUUGGAUUAUAUAGCCUGGUAAAAUACUCUAAAAUGGGACAUAGGCACAGCAUAAAAAUUCAAAGUUUGAAAAAAACUGGAAUGGCUGUGUCCCAAAUGUGCCCCUCCGAUGUCCACACAUACCUGGCAAAGGUACAUACGGGGGUAUUGCUGUACUCAGCCGACAUAGCUGAGCAACAUAUGAAGUAUUAUACAGUCGUAGCACACAUAAGGUUUGCAAAAUAUACUGUGCAAACUCACUUUGUAUGUCAAAAAGGCAGAAAAAACGCUUAUUACCACUACAUCUGGUACAAGCUAGCGGAAAAAUGAUCCCACGCUAAGGUUCAAACUAUACCUUUUGAAACACCCUGGGGUGUCUACUUUAAGAAAUGGUAGGCCUUUGUGGGGUAGAUUGAAUUUAAAACCUGCGAAGAUGCUUGGAAAUUGCACAUAGGCCCAGCGUCAAAAUUCAAAGUUUGGUAAAAACGGAUAUGGCUUGGUCUCCUAUAUGGCACUGUAGCUUAACAAAAUAGUGACAAAGACAUUCAUUGGGGGUGUAUUUUUACUCCAAAGACUUAGCUGAGCAUAAUUUGGGAGGUUUGAACUUAGUGGCACAUAUGAAAUAUACAAAACGCCCAGCAAAAAUGCAAUCCGUAUGUAAAAAAUGCACAAAAUUUUUUUUUACCACAUACUUUGGCAUAUAUUGGUGAAAAAAUGGGGGCAUGUUAAGGCACAAUAUGCACCUUAUAAGAUACCCUGGAGUGUCUACUUUUACAAAUGGUAGGCCUUUGUGGGGGGUUUUUGAACAGUCAAACUGUUAUAAUACCCCAAAUGGAAGCUAAGGCUCAUUAAAUUCAUCUCUCAACAUUCUACUGUGAAUACUGAAAAGGACAGGUAUCCUGUAUGGCACUGUAACUUCACGAAAUAGUGCAAAAGACAUACAAUGGGGGUGUCAUUUUACUCAGCAGAUGUAACUGAACACAAAAUAAAACUUUGUACAGGAAUAGCACACACCAACUUUACAAAAUAUACACGAGAAUUUCUUUGUUAUAAGUUUGUGUGCCAAAAACCAAAAAGAACACAAUUUUACUCCAAUAUUUAGCAGAGGUUGGCGGUGAAAUGGCUACGUAGAAAGUGUCAAAACAACCUUAGGUAAAUAGCCCGUGAUGUCUACUUUAUAUAAAUAUAUACUUUUGUGUGGCAAUUUUGUUUUCUUUUAUGGCUAUUAAGCUUACAAGACAAACAUACCAAAUUCUAAAAUCGCUCCACAUUAAAAUUUUAUUUUACUCCUUGUGCUUUGUGACCUGUAACUACCAAAAAAAACUUAAAAUCCCAGACACAUUAUAUAUUCUGUAAAUCAGAACAAAUAAAUAAAUUUAUUUUUAAUUACUUUCCUUAACCUGCACUAAUUAUGCACACAUUAUUAUUGCAAAAACUGUAAAAAAAAACAAUAUUUUUCAUUUUUUUUGCAUUUUUCUGUAUUUUUUUAUAAUAAGUAAGCAUAUAUAUAUAUAUAUAUGUUAUAUCAAAUUAAAGCCCUUUCUGUCCUUUAAAAACAGUAUAUAAUAUGUGUCGGUGCAAUAAAUGAGAGAGAUGCAAAUUGCAGUUGAACGCAAACAGCAAGAAAAUGCAAAAAUUGCUUGUGUCAUUAAGCGUAAGUCAAGCUUCUGAAGCUGUGUCCUUAAGGGGUUAAAGUUCUAGUAAAUGUAAAUAAAGAUACCAAAGCUUUCUCAAGGAAAGAAAUAACUACAUUAUGGAGGGCAAAGUGAAGUUUGCAUCUGAACUGGCAGCUAAACAAAAACUGUUUUUGAAUAUUUAUGUACAGUCAAGUUUUUAUUGGUAUAUUGUGGUAAGGACGGCUAAUAUUUUCAUUGCUCAUUAUGAUCCAAUUCUAAUCCUUGCAUGCCAAAACUAAUGGAUAUAUGUGUAAAGGCUAAAAUAAGAGAUGUCAUUUCAGAUACUGAAGAAUGUGGAGUCUGCCAGUAAUGUUCAGCUGCACUUUCUGGAGUUCCUCCUCUCCUUGGGCUGGCCCGUGGACGUAGGGAAACACCCAGGGUGGACUGGUCAUGUUUCUACCAGCUGGUCAAUUAACUGCAAUGGGGAAAAUGACCAGCAAGAUCAAGGUAUGACAGUACUGCUGAGAAUAAAGGAUUAGCAAUAUAUAACAAGGGUGUGAGAAUGGCCAGUGCAAGACUAUUUACGCCCUAGGCAAGAUAGCUACUUGCCCCCAACCAAAAAAAUGCCAUCUUUUGUGUGUCUUUUUUUUUCUCCAAGCCCCAUUGUGUUUCUUUCCCCUGCCCCCAGCCACUUUGUAGGUCUCUUUCACCCCCUCUUUAGCCCUUUUGUGUGUCUCUCUCUCUCUCUCUCCCCCUCGUUAGCCCUUUUGUGGGUCUCUUUCUCUCCCCUCGUUAGCCCUUUGUGGGUCUCUUUCACUCGUCCUCGUUAGCCCCUUUGUGGGUCUCUUUCACUCGUCCUCGUUAGCCCCUUUGUGGGUCUCUUUCACUCGUCCUCGUUAGCCCCUUUGUGGGUCUCUUUCACUCGUCCUCGUUAGCCCCUUUGUUGGGUCUCUUUCUCUCCCCCUUUAUAGCCCCUUUGUGGGCUUCUUUCUCUCCCCCUUCCUAGUCCAUUUGUGGGUCUCUUUCUCCCCCUUCCUAGCCCCUUUGUGGGUCUCUUUCUCCCCCUUCCUAGCCCCUUUGUGGGUCUCUUUCUCCUCCUUCCUAGCCACUUUUGUUGGUCUCUUUCUCCCCUCUCCCCCAGCCCAUUUGUGGGACACUUUCUCCCCUCUCUCCCAGCCCAUUUGUGGGACACUUUCUCCCCCCUCCCCAGGCCCUCUGUGGGCUCACAGUUCGCAGCUCAGCCAUGCUGCAUGCAGUGAUCAGCAGAAGGGUAGUGCUGCGUUGUGCGCUCUCCUCCUGCCGGUCACCCGAACAUGCACCCCAUGGGCAGGUGCACCCUAGGUCACAGCAUAAUCCGCCUAGCAGUCGUGCCGGCUCUGGGUGUUAGGCCAUAUAUGUUGCAGAUCAUAAGAAUGUAGAUUCUACUAAAUUCGUGCAGGUGUUUUGUUUUUUUGUCUGAAGCGGAUAGCCUUGAUAUCCAAAUUCUUAUCAGAUUGUCAUCAUGGGUGUAUAGCAAGUCUUAUGGGUGAGUUAUGCAUUCUCAUCUCAAAUACACACACUAUACAUUUUAUAGACCUAAUUAAAUUCUAAUGCAGCUGUUACUAGAAUAAAAAUGGAGGUUUAAGGGGUAAACCUGUGCUUGAUUCAUCAAGGCUAGCAGGAAACAAUCCUGAAUACUAGAGACAACAAACAUCUGCAUUUUAUCUAGAAUAAACUGGAAUAUUUAACUAUUGCAUUGCAAAACAGGAAAUGCAUAUUAUCCUACUGUGUGCCAUUAUCAUGCUUCUUCAGUAGAGUGAAUUAGCACUUCCAACUUGAAAUGGGUAGUUCCCACAUAAUCUCUAUCUGAAAAACCCAUCAAUAUGUUACAUUUAUAGAGGGGUUUAUUUGAUUAAUAUUAAACAAUAACUACAACAUGGAGUGCAUUAUUUUGAAAUAUAGUUGAUGGAAAGUGGCAAUGUUUACAGAUGCAUGCUAUAGGAUUAAAUCCCCAGUCAUUUUUAAGUCCCAGGUGCAAUCUGCUGGUAAUUUUGUGUUACAAUGAAAGUUCAGAAUAAUGGUUCCACAGUUAGAGGAACACUAUAUAUUAUUGUUAGUAAUACAGUUUUUGUGUUCCUAACACUAUAGUGUUUUUUUAAUAUAUUGAUGUUUCUGCUUUUGUCACAUGAUGAUUGGUAACUUCCAGCGUGAAUUGCAGUUAGUGAUCUGCUCCUUGUUCACAAAACUGGCUAGUCCAUGUAUAUUAUUUGUGCAACUAAAGCUGUGAUUUAUUUUCAGAGGAUGUUACUUCCACAAAUGAAACCGGUGGAAGUGUUUUCAAUGGAGAGAAGAAAGUUUUAUACUACGCGGAUGCAUUGACCGAGAUUGCAUUUGUUGUUCCAUCCCCCACAGAGUCUCUGCGUCAGUAUUUUCAUCCAACAUUUUAUCUUGAUUGUCUCAAAAACCAAUGUCCUAUCUAUAAAUGUUUUAUAUGCAUGUUUUCCUUUAUUUAAUAAAUUUGCUAUUCUAAGAUUGAAAUGUGCUGUUAGGCUAAUGGAUUUUAUUUGGGGUAAGAAAGCACUGUACUGAAAAUACUCUAUAUGGACAAAAGUAUUGGUACAUACCUCUUCAUUAUUGUAUUCAGUUGUUUCUAUGAGACUCAUUGCCAAAGUGUAUAAAAUCAAGCCCCUAGCCUUGCAAUCUGCUUUUAAUUACAUUUGUGAUAAAAAUAGGUCAUUCUGAAGAGCUUGGUCGCCACAUUUGCAAUGAGUCAGUCAGUUUGUGAUAUUUCUUCUCUGCUAAAUAUUCCAGUCAGUUGUGAGUUGUAUUAUUGCAAAGUGGAAGCGUUUAGAAACAGCAACUCUGCCAUGAAACAGAAGAUCACAUAAAGACACAGAGCGGUGUGUCGUAAAAAAUGGUACGUAAAAAAUUGCCAACACGCUGAUACCAUAGUUGAAGAGUUCCAAACAUCUGCUGCCUAUGCAGCUGCAUGCAAGCCUCACAUCACAAAGUACAAUGCUAAGCAUCGGUUCGAGUGGUGUAAAGUACACCAGCACUGAACUCUGGAGCAGUGAAAACAUUCUUUGGAGUGACAAAUCACGCUUCUCUGUUUGGCAGUCUGAUGGGCGAGUCUGGAUUUGGCAGGUGCCAGGAGAACAUUACCUGACAGCCUAGUUUAAAGUUUGGAGGAGGAGGUAAAUGUACAGGGGUGUUUUUCAGGGGUUACUUGCAGUUAAGGGAAAUUGUUUUUUACGAAAAUAAGCCAUAGCUGUAAUAUAAGCCCUACCCUGAAAAUAAGCCCAGUUGCUAGUUCGCUAAUCUAUGUUCGGGGAAGUUUCCACUGAAAAUAGAUUUGUAGGAUUCCCUGCGCUAGUAAGCUAAUCUAUGUUCAGGGAAGUUUUCCCAAACAUAGAUUUGCGGGAUUUCAUGCCCUAGUGAACUUGUCUAUGUUUGGGAGAAUUUCCCUGAACAUAGACCUGCUUUCUUGCACAUGCUUGCUAAUUUUUUCCCCACGAAAAUAGGCGCUAAUGCGUUUUUCGGGGCAAAAAUUAAUAUGACUCUGUCUUAUUUUCUUGGGUGAACAUCAGUUUUAAUACUUCAGGAUAUCAAAACAUUUUGGACAAUGCUAAGUUUCCAACUUUGUGGGAAUGGUUUGGGGAAGGCACUUUUCAAUUCCAGCAUGACUUGCCCCAGUGCAGAAAGCAAGGUGCAUACAGACUUGGUUGGAUGAGUUUGGUGUGGAAGAACUUGAUUAGUUUUUACAGAGCCCUGACCUCAACCACAUCAAACACCUUUGCAAUGAACUGGAAUGGAAAUCAUGAGCCAAGCCUUCUCAUACAACAUCAAUGCCUGACCUCACAAAUGCUCUACUGGAUGAAUGGGCAACAAUCUCCACAGAAACACUCUAAAAUCUUGUGGAAAGCCUUCCCAGAAGAGUGAAAGCUGCAACAUCAUAUUAAGGUCUAUGUAUUUAGAAUGCAAUGUAAUAAAAGUCUGUGUUGGCGUAAUGAUCAAAUUUUCCAGUACUUUUGUCCAUAUAGUGUAUAUUGGUUUAUAUACUGUAUGUUGAAAGAGAGAGAAAAUUGGUUUGUUUUUACUAGGGAUGUGCCAAAAAUGGGUCAAGUCUGCCAAAAAUCGAGUGGGAAUUUUUUAUUUCGGUGCAUCCCUAGUUUUUACAUUGUAAUGCUACCCUCACCGCAAAUAAGUCUGCCGUAGUAUAAACUAAUUAAUGCUUUGCUUUUUUAAUUCAAAGCGGACUCCUUGGACUGUACUGUGUCUGAAACUGAUGGAGACUCAAAUAUGGAUCUUCUGCCUGGGAUACUAAAGCAACCUCUAACCCUUGAACUAUUCCCUAAUCACACAGAAACCCUGAACUCUGCACAUCGGGUAAAAUAAAAAGAAUUUAAGUGAAUUUUUUUUUUUUCUUCCAUUUUUCAGUUCAUGGCUUCUUUCUAGAUAUUUGUACCACCAUUGAGAAGGGAGAAGCAUUAUUAGCCAACUGUAGUGGUUUUGAUGCUCAGUGUCACUUUGAAGACAUUCUGUGCAUGCUGCCACUAUUACAGAAAAAGAAAAUAUUUAUCGACCAGUUUCUUUCCAAAUAGUGGCCGCACGUGUGGACUAAUCCUUCAUUCCAAAUCUGUUUCUUUAAUUGUUCAACCUUUUGGGUCUCAUUAAAUCAUAAGUGUGUAAAAAAUAGUAGUGUUGGCAUUUCUAGGUGUGUUCUUCAUAUUGGAGGAGCCUAGAAAACCGAUCAUUAUGGACUAUCUUGCACUGUUACAAAUGAUGAGAAGUGUAUUAGUAAGCAUAAAACCUUAUUUUAAAGAUCACAAUACAUGUUUCUUUUCUUUGUCUAGCUGAGUCCAACAUCUCGCACUAAGAAAUUACCACAGGGACGCACAGUUCCUCCCAUGGGUCCAGAGACCAAGGUGGCAGUUGUGUGGCUAGAGCAGUAUGAUGAUUUAGGUAUGGACACUCUGCAGAACUUAGACUGUAUGCUGGUUCCUAGAUCUUCAUACAUCAUUUAAAAUGGCACGCUUCCUAUAAAAUAUCUACCUUAUGGACAUAUACACAUUUCAUUACUUUGUGGAUAAUGGUCAGGUAAAACCAAUCUGGUAAUACUAUUGUGUUUUCUUUUUUUGUCUCUCUACCCCCUGUCCAUGUAGACAACUUCCCAUUGUCUGACCUGGUGGCAGAAACCAGCACUGGGAUUGAAACCACUACAAACAGCAGCACCUCUCUCAAGUAAGAGUCAAAACAUCAUGUUGUUCUUGGUAUAUUGUACUGGGGCUUUUAGUUUAAAUGUUUUCUGUUUGUUUUUCAGAAACAGUGCACCUGAGAAAGAAGUGCCAGUGAUAUUCAUCCACCCCUUGUACACUGGUCUUUUUCGUGUCAAGGUGCAUGGAGCUUCGGGGAAAUUUAACAUGGUGAUUCCCUUGGUCGAUGGAAUGGUGGUUAGCAGAAGAGCCUUGGGUGACUUGUUUUUUCUUUCUUAGGGGGGUGGGGGAAGAGAGUGGGGAAAGGAUCCCAUGCUGUCUUUUAUAAUCAUCCUAUCAUUCAAUGGUCAUCCCAAGUUUCAGUCUGCCUUCUAGCUAUAAUUAUCUCAAUCUCUGUCUCCUACAUUAAAUGUAUUGCCUCCUUAUUUCUUCUUCUAGGUAGUUGGUGUUUGAGUUCCUUUUCAGAAUUGUCUUGCCUCCCAUCUGACAAACGCGGUUAAAUCUAAGUCAAAUCUGAGAAAAGUCAAAUACUUCAAACUCAUAAAUAGAAAAUUAGACCAGUUCUUCUAUGGGUUUUCAUAGUCCAACUGAACAUGUUUUUCGUUCUUAUUUUUAGGCUUUUUAGUAAGACAGACAGUCAUCAAUAUAUGCCGGAGGAAAAGAUUAGAAAGUGACUCCUACAACCCCCCACAUGUGCGACGAAAGCAGAAGAUCACAGACAUAGUCAACAAAUACAGAAACAGACAGUUAGAACCGGAGUUUUACACAUCUCUUUUCCACGAUGUUGGCCUGAAAAGCUGCACCCCUUAAACCACAGCCCCUAAUGGGGCUCCACGUGAAAAGGGAUUACACUGAAUGGACAUCUCCAGUAGUAUCUGGAAACCAAAAAAAAAAAGAGCUGAUGCACUGAAUGUGUCAUGGAGAAGCCUCUGUAACACACCACCGAGAAAUCCAAACUGAAAUUGACUCUCUGGAUUAACAUAAAGGCUUGCGCUAGCAAUGCAUUUGGCACCAACCACCCUCUGUAGAUUCAUCUGUUAUGCAGCAUGUGGAUCAUCUUACAAUCAUUUGCCUUCUGGGCUACCUGAGAACCAAGAUGAACCUGUUUAUUGAAUCUUGUAUUGUAGAUGCAUUUGCAGUCCUUUAAUGGCUAAUGGUCUACUGAAUGCAUUAAUUGAAAGGACUGACUAAAUUGAUAUGAGAAGAGUCCAUCUAGGUAGGGUAUUAAAGGAAUGAUAUCCCAUGCAAACAUGCACUGUGUUAAUAGACCACAUUGUGUAGAUAACACACCUGCUCUGCAGGAGAAGGGCAGCCUGUUGGUAAAUUUGCAAUCUUCUGCUAGCAACCAAGGAGAUCGUAAGGAAACUAUUUUUAGCUGAGGUUAAGGUUCAGUACAAAAUGUAUGCAAUCCUCGUUUUUCACAGACAAACAUAUCUGCCAUAGUAAUUUCUCAGCAGACCAUAUGCACCUUACACUUCAAUUGAACUAUUUCUUUAUCUCACUUUAGCAAGUGAUAUGAGAACAUAUUUGUAAUCUUCAGGGUUAUUUCCAUUUAUCUCCUGCUGGAAGUAUGUAUGUGGUUAUUAUUGGGCAGUGCCUCUAGAGAGACUACCAUAUUAAACAUGGCUUCUGCAUAUUUAUAUUUUAAGUAGUCUGACACUGCAGUUACAUGUGUGAGUGUUUGUGUAUUUUUAUUUCACUCUUCUUAAUCUAAGAACUUUUUUUUUUUUUUGUAUGUGUUUAUUUAUGACUGGUAAUGUUUUAUGUGUUUGCUUAUUCUGUUAAACCAGUGGUCAUUUUUGAGUAGUGUAAUGGUUGAUGAAACACAUUUUUCUGGAUCACAAGUGGUUGCAUUCUAGAAAGCCAUUUUCUCUAUCAUGUAGGGCAGGCUUCCCCAAACUCUGGCCCUCCAGAUGUUGCUGAACUACAACUCCCAUGAUUCUAUGAAUGAAAUAGGCUGAGAAUCAUGGGAGUUGUAGUUCAGCAACAUCUGGAGGGCCGGAGUUUGGGGAAGCCUGAUGUAGGGGAUGCCCAGGUCAGUCGAUAUAUCAGUCGAUAUUUGUCAAUGAAGAGAAAAAUGUAGGACUGCACUUUUCAUGCUUCUGCCACUACCCAUAAGUUUAAAAUAUUUUUGGAAGUGUGAACCUCUGGAAAUUGUUUUGAGACAAUCUUAAAUAGAUGUCUGCCUUUAAAAUUCCUUUUUUUUUUUUUUUUUUACUGCAGCUGUUCAACAAAGAAACUCUAUAUAAGGCUUAUACUUGUAUCAAGCCAGAAACAUUUCUCUCAUAUAUCUUUUAGAUGCUUUCAAUUACUUGAAAUCACUAUACCUUUUGUAUUUUCUGGAUUUGACAUUACAUAGAAAACACCACAAUGGAACAAUGCCUUGUUCUGUUACCUCUCCAGCAGUCUUCUUCAGAGUCAGUUGUACUAAGCACAGCCAAGCUAUUUAUUUGCAUCCUAAUAUAAAAUCACAAUUCAAGCAUUCUUUCUAAUAUAGGCUCAUAUCCGAAGAUCACAUCUAGAAAAAUACAUAAAAUGUUGUCAUGGUUGCACCAACCUAGGCAAUGGUUCAAUCACUUCUGGAUGUGACACCUGUAACUUGACCCACCAUUUUCAAAACAAAUCCUUCCGUCCCUGUACUCUGGACUCCCCAUGCAAAUUUCCAGCCUGCCUAGCCUUUUAUCAGUAUUUAUUAAUAAAUGCAAUCUGGAUUACAAGUCUUUUUUUUUUUUUUUUUGGUAGUCAAACGAGUUACAAAAAAAUCCUAAAUUCCUUCAACGAUCUAGGGUGAUCCAAAUUAUGUACAUGCAGAUCCAAAUGCCAUGAAUUCACACUUUUGCUGUUCAGGGGGCUGGUCCCUCUUUAAGGGUAAAUAGUCUAAGCAUAUUUGACAUUUAAAUGUACAUACAUUUUGUUAGAUUUAGCCUUCAAUUUUUUAUUUGAUUUAUUUUUUAUUUAUUUUUUUUGCCUGAAAUACUUUUCACUUAAAAUUUAGGCACGUGGCAUUUUGUUUCCGAAUAUAUUUCAUAUUGUUCCUUUUUAAGCUUUUUUAUUUUUUUUUUUUAAAAAAGUCUUCUUUUCCCAAAUUUGACCUAUUGCAUAUUUUAGUGCGGAUCAAAGGAUUUGUGCACUGACGUAUUCUUCAAGUUUAAUUGAUUAAUUGAAACUCUGAGUAUAUUGUUAGCAUUUCACAUUUAAUUUAAGCUAUUAAAAUUUUUAUUAAAGCAAUUACUUUUUUUCAGAUCUCAGCGAAAUUUUAUGUUUAGUCGCUCACGGUUUGCUACUAUAGAAUGUAGCUUUGUGUAUGUAAUUUUUAAUGUCCCACUUCUGUAAUCAUAUAUACACUAUAUGAAUAUUCGUGUGUUGCAAACGCACAACCUUCCCCACUUUCUGUAUUUUUAUGUAAAUAAGAGACGUAGGCACAGGAUUUUCAAGUCACUGUAUAUAAAAAGACUUGGGAUCUGUGCUGCGGGUUUCCUGUUACCUCUUUCAAGUUAGGCCACGAAAAAUGGUUUCUAUUCAUACCAAUCUCCUUUCUCCAAAAAGGAACACAUCAAAUAUUGAAUGUAACACAUUUAGUCAAAUAAAUUUUAAAGAACAUUCUUAUUUAA
Pelobates cultripes (western spadefoot toad) is the source of this 73384-nucleotide messenger RNA. The record is from the annotation of a GenBank genome assembly. Lineage: Eukaryota; Metazoa; Chordata; Amphibia; Anura; Pelobatidae.